AAGUGGGAGGGGAAGAGGGCGCGAGCGGAGGAUUCCCCUCUCUUCCUUCUGCAUCAGGGCGACAGAGUGUGUGUCCUGCUCCUUCGCCCUGGCCGCCGCCGGGCUCCUUUCCACCCUGCCUCUUCUUUUGGAAUAAGCUGCUGCAGUUCCCAGCCCUGCAUUGCUGCCCCACUGCAACACUCGCUCCAAGAGCUGGGAAGGAAAAGUUCUCUCUCCUCCAUCCACGGGAGCCUCUAUAGCGCAGGCAAGAAGCCGGGCAUUUAUUUCAUUUUGCAACGUUUGUUUUACUCUAGUUCAAACUACAGAUUCCUUCUUUUUUCUUUCUUUCUCCAGUAAAACUGGUGAGUAAUGAAAGUAAUAUUUUUAAAAAAAAUAAUAUUAAAUGAUUUGCAAUUUGAUUCCCCCCCCCCCAAUGCAACAUUAGCAGGUUUUGGGAGGGGAUCUUCCCCAAAGCUGGUGGGGGCAGCAUGUGGGGCAGGGGGCUUCCCCACCAGUGAAAAGCUCUUUCAAAUGACAUAGGGGUUCCUUGUUCUCAGAAACAAUUCCCCCCUUUAAUCAACCCCUCUACAAUCUUUUUUUUAAAGGUUGUAUAUUGUACAUUUGUCACAACCAAAAUAUAGGACUGGAGGAUUUAGCAUAAAAAUCAGCUGUGUGUCUUAAUUUUAUAGUGAAGAUUGGGGGAAGUUGGUGGGGUGCCGGGUUUGCCAACGCUGAGACAAACUGAUGCAGUGAAAGAAAAAAAAUCCCUCAAACUUCUGUGACUGCAGUUCUGGCUUGUUUGCAGAUCAUUCAUUUUCCAGAAGGGCAUAACCUUGAUUUGGGUGGAUUAUUGCACAGCCUUAAAACAGCAGUGUGGAAGUCUUUACAGUCAGUCAGUUUAUCUUUCAGGGCUCAGGGCUCCAUUGGUCCUCUUUUCUCCCCCAUUUCCAAAUCCGAAUCCCUGCCUGAAACACAGGAAGGAUUUGAGUGCUCCCCUAGGUAUUACCGGUAAUUGGCUGGCUGGAUCAGGCAAAGGGCCCAUCAACCCAGUAUCUUGUUUCCAGCAGUGCCAAGCAAGAAGCUUCUUCUGGAAACUAUCCCAAUCAGGGCAGGAAAGUGUUGGUCCUUCCCUGUCCUUGUCUGAGGCAUCUGGUGGGUACUCAAAGUUACACUGCUCUUAACAUGGAGGUUCUACAUUGCUAUCCUGUGCUUCAUUUUCUCUCACUAAAACUGGUGGGUUUUUAAAGUUUCUGUUGCCAAGUGUAGCCAAACUUUGGCCCUUUGUGUAUUAAGCUUCUGUGGCUGCAUUUUAAGGCCACCAUGUGAAAUUAAUAUUGCAAACUAAACUAGCCAAACUAAAUAGAUUUUAAUACAAAUUCCACCUCCCGCACCCUGGACUCCCCAAUCCAGAAUAGUCUAUGUUGGAAAAAUUAAGUUAGGAUGUUGCUAGUGAGUCUUAUUAUUAUUAUUUUUACGUUUAUCCCACAUUUUGUACAAAGAGCUCAGUGCUUAGUCCAUCUGCUGAGCACUCAUUUUCUCUUCACAACAAUCCUGUGAGGCAGGCUACACUGUGAGAUUGCCCAGGGUCACCCUGGGAGAUUCCUGGCAGGGUAGAGGUUUGAACCAAGAUCAGUUGUAUUCUUGGAAGCAAAGCCCACUGUGUUCAAUGGGGUUUAGUCCAUGGUGUGUUUGCAACAGCCGCUUGGGUCUAUCUUCUGAAUAUGGCACACUUCAUGAGUUGUUAUUGUUGUUUAGUCGUUUAGUCGUGUCCGACUCUUCGUGACCCCAUGGACCAGAGCACGGCAUCCACUCCUGUCUUCCACUGCCUCCCGCAGUUUGGUCAAACUCAUGUUGGUAGCUUCGAGAACACUGUCCAACCAUCUCAUCCUCUGUCGUCCCCUUCUCCUUGUGCCCUCAAUCUUUCCCAACAUCAGGGUCUUUUCCAGGGAGUCUUCUCUUCUCAUGGGGUGGCCAAAGUAUUAGAGCUUCAGCUUCACGAUCUGUCCUUCCAGAGAGCACUCAGGGCUGAUUUCCUUAAGAAUGGAUCGGUUUGAUCUUCUUGCAGUCCAUGGGACUCUCAAGAGUCUCCUCCAGCACCAGAAUUCAAAAGCAUCAAUUCUUUGGUGAUCAGCCUUCUUUAUGGUCCAGCUCUCACUUCCAUACAUCACUAAUAGGAAAACCAUAGCUUGAACUAUACGGAUCUUUGUUGGCAAGGUGAUGUCUCUUCAUGAGUUAUUUUUCUCUAACCCCUCCCUCUCAAAAUUGUAUUUAAGCUCUAGAAUUUACUCAUAAGUCAACUCUUGCAGGUCACCUAGUGAUGACUAAGCACAGUGACAGGCGCCACAUUCGCACUGUACAUUUAAAGCACUAAAUAAGGUAAAGGUAAAGGACCUUUGGAUGGUUAAGUCCAGUCAAAGGCAACUAUGGGAUGCGGUGCUCAUCUCGCCAAGGUAGCCAGCGUUUGUCCACAGUCAGCUUUCUCGGUCAUGUGGCCAGCAUGACUAAACUGCUUCUGGUGCAACGGAAACACCAUGACAGAAGCCAGAGCUCAAGGAAACGUCGUUUACCUUCCCACUGCAGUGAUACCUAUUCAUCUACUUGCACUGGUAUGCUUUGAACUGCUAGGUUGGCAGAAGCUGGGACAGAGCAAAGGGAGCUCAACCCCAUCAUGCGGAUUCGAACCACCGACCUUCCGAUCGGCAAGCCCAAGAGCAGGGGUCAGCAAACUUUUUCAACAAGGAGUCGAUCCACUGUCCCUCAGACCUUGUGGGGGGCCAGACUAUAUUUUGGAGGGGGGAAAAUGAAUGAAUUCCUAUGCUCCACAAAUAACCCAGAGAUGCAUUUUAAAUAAAAGGACACAUUCUACUCAUGUAAAAACACGCUGAUUCCGGGACCGUCCGCGGGCCAGAUUUAGAAGGUAAUUGGGCCGGAUCUGGCCCCCGGGUCUUAGUUUGCCUACCCAUGCCCAAGAAGCUCAGUGGUUUAGACCACAGCGCCCCCCCGUGUCCCAUUUAAAGCGCUAUGACACCACUUUAAACACUCAUGGCUUCCCCCGAAGAAUUCUGGGAGCAGUAGUUUGUUGAGGGUCCUGAGAGCUGUUAGGGGACCCCCUAUUCCCCUCCCAGAUCUACAAUUGCCAGGGUGAUUUUAAGGAUCAGUCCUUCCCAUCUGUCAGGGGUUCUUUAGCUGUGAUUGCUGUAUUGCAGGAGGUUGGGCUAGAUGACUCUUGGGAUCCCUUCCUUUUUUAGAAAAGUUUUCAGUUUUAGAAUUACACCAUUUCCCAUUCUUAUACAGUAGUUCUUUUUGACUUCCCACCCAGCAUUCCAUGACAAUUCUUUUUACAUCUUGUUUAGCUGCAUAUCCAUUAAUUCCUUCACCUUACUUUCCACACUCUCGUAUCUUUUAUGUUGUCAACUGUUAGUCACAAAGUAUCCCCUACUUGGAAUUUAUAUUUGAGGUCAAUUUUUUUGUAAAUAUUCCCCUAGAUACUCCCACUCACUCCUUGUAUUUGUCAUCUUUAUUUCUUAUUUUAGAUGUCAUGCUGGCAAGCUCUGCAUAUUCAAUUAGUUUAUUUAGCCAUUUUUCUUUCCCUGGGGGUCUCUCUUUGUUCCCAAUAUCUUACAUUUACUAUCCUCGCAGCUGUUGUUGCAUAUAGAAAUAGAUUGUGGCCUUUCUUUGGUAACUCAUUCCCAAGUAUGCCUAGAAGGAAUGCUUCCGGUUUAUUGGGGAAUGUGAAUAAAAAAUUUUUUUUAGCUCGUUGUACACCAUCUCCCCAAAUUCCUUUGCCCGUUUACAUUUCCAUCAUAAAUGAAUAAAUGUACCCUCUACUUCCAAACAUUUUCAGCAUAGUUUUGAGCCUCUUUUAUACAUUUUAGCCAGGUUGACCAGUGUCAAAUAUGCAUUUUUUGCAUAUUUUCUCUUAUUUUAUAACAUGCAGAGAAGUUCAUUGUUAAAUUCCAUAAUUCUUCCCACUCAGAAAUUUCAACAUUAUGCCCAAUAUCAAUAGCCCAUUUUAUCAUUGCCUCCUUUAUCAGGUCGUCUUUGGUCUCCCAUUCUAGAAAUAGUUUAUAUUUUUUAGAGAUUAUUUUUUUGUUAGACCCCAAAAUCACUUUUUCAAAUUCUGAUCCUUGUUUAACAUAUCCUCUCUCUUUAUCUUUUUUGGAACAUCUCCUUUGUUUGGAAGUAUUGAAACCAGUCAGGGACCAACCUUUGGGAUCCGUUCCAAUCCUACAGUUUUAUGACUCUAUGAAAUAAGGCACCACGAACAAAGGUGGCAGUUAACAUGGCCACAAAGCAGAACACGAAACAGCUGUACACACUACAUUCCCCACCCCUUUGAAAACUUUAUUUAGCACCUCUGUCAUGUGCAGAGGCAGCCGGGCAGUCUACCUUUGAAUACUAGCUCCAUUUUUGUGGCGAGAACAGGGGAGGAAAAGGGUGUCACCUUCAUACUGAUUCUGGGGUGCCAGGAAUAAUCUUGCUGGGAUGCGGCUCCACAGGGGCUGCAGCUGAUGGGAGUUAUAGUCCAAAACAUCUGGAGGGCACCAGGUGGGGGAAGGCUGGGGUGAAAAGGAGUGCCACAGUGGUCCAUAUCUCCCCCUCCCCACCCUUCGCAAGAAAGGUUGUUCAGGUCAAAUAGGGCUUGAGGGGCGGAGCCUAGGAGCAUAAAGGUGGGGCCUGAUGGGCUAGAGGGCGGAGUCUUGCAUCGCCAUUUAUCCCGCCCCCUUAACUCUUUCCUGUGCAUCUCCAGUGUAGGAAUUCUGUUCCAUUUCCCAAUGUGUUUUUAGAACAUAGAUUUAUUCUUGCACCCUCUGGAUGGAAAGAUCUGUCGGCUUCUCUGGUUCUCAUUUUUCCAAUCUUUAAUUCAGUUCUUUACAUUUCUGCAGCAGCUUGCAAUUGUUGCUAUUUUUUUAAAGUCCUCAUGAAAAUUCCUCAGCAUUUGAAUCUUUCCUAACAGAAAUAUUUUUGUAUGCAGUUUUGACUAAUGCACGCAUCGUUGCUGGCAAUUUCUCUGAACUGAAUUUCUCUGAACUCUCUCAUGAAAUUCAGAUAAGUGCGGACUUCGGAGGAUGCCUGAGUGUCAGUUCACAGGGGGUUAUUGGGUGGUGGUGGUGGUUUUUAUUUUUAUUAUGUAUUUUGUGGUUUUAUAUUUAGAUUUUAUUCUAUGAACUGCCCUGAGACAUCCAGGUAUAGGGUGGUACAUCAAUCAAUCAGUCACUCACUCACUCAAUCACUCAAUCAAUCAAUCACUCACUCAGUCACUCACUCACUCAAUCGAUCAAUCAAUAAUUCUCAUCUUUUUUCAGAAAGUGUGAAUAUGAUAGAUCCAUCUUGAAAUGCAAACUGUAUUUUAAAUGUAUUAAUUGUUUUAUUCAUUUAUUAUGAUAUUUGUACCCCACCUUUCCUCCUAGAAGCUCAAUGUGGCAUACAUAGUUCUCCCCCCUCCAUUUUAUUCUCACAACAACCCUGCAAGGUAGGUCAGGGUGACUGGCCCAAGGUCACCCAGUGAGCUUCAUGGCCAAGUGGAGACUAGAACGCUGGUCUCCUGGGUUCUAGUCCACACUCUAACCACUACACCAUGCUGGCUCCGUCUGCCUAAUUCUGUCCUGGUGCCCACCUCUCUCUCACUGGCUCUCCCCACAUAGAAAGUGAGCGGGCCAAUGGGAGAAGAAAGGGCUGGAAUGGGGGCAGAGAUGGCUGGGGCUGCCCCCUGCCUCAUUUCUGGCCUCUUGACCUCAGAUUUAUCCUGAAGACCCUGAGAAGGAAAUGCACUCUGUAGGUUCAGCGUAUCAGGCCCUUCUAUAUCCUUCUGUUGCUGUUGAAUUGUCACCUGUAGGGUGGGGCAUCAGUUUUCCAGGGUCCGCUAGCUGCUGACCUCUACCUCUCUGAUGUGUUGGGUGUAUCCAUGUUGCCACGUUUUGCUGUGCUUUUCACAUCAGCACCAUGUACAGAUACUAAAAGGAGGCGACUGUGCCAAUCCCUACACAUCAAAUGUAAAGACAAAGGGAAAAUCUUAUCCAUUAUUUCCUGAUCAGUUGGCAGCCCUCUUUAUUAGCACUGGAUGGGUCAGGCUCUCUCUCUCUCGCUCUCUCUCGCUCUCGGGCUGGGUGGCUCUCUGGGGAAGAGUCAUUAGUCAGUGGCUGAAGAUCGCAGGUUCAGUCCCUGAUGAUAUCUCUGGGUAGUGCUGGGAAGGACUCCUGCCUGAAAUACUGAAGCGCUGCUGCCAGUCAGUGUUGGCAGUACUGAGCUGGAUGGGCCACUGGACAGACACAGUAUAAGGCAUUUCCCUUCCUCUAGGAAGAGCCCUGCUGGAUCAAGCUGAGGUUCCAACUAGUAUAGCAUCCUGUUCUCAUAUUGGCCAACCAGAUGCCUGUGGGAACCCUCCAAGCAGGAUCUGAGCACAAGAGCCCUCUCCCCUCCUCUGGUUUCCAGCAACUGGUAUUCAGAAGCAUUUACUGCCUCCAACCAUGGAGGCAGAGCAGAGCCACCAUUGCUCAAAGCCAUAGAUAGUUUUCUCUGUGAAUUUAUCCUAUCCUUUAAAGUCAUCCAACAUCGUGGCCAUCCCUGCCUCCAGUGGGAGGGAAUUCCAUAGUUUAACUAUGUGCUGCAUGAAGGACUUUCUUUUCUGUAUCUUGAAUCUUCCAGCAUUCAGCUUUAUUGGAUGACUGCGAGUUCUAGUGUUAUGAGAGAGGGAGAAUAAUCUUUCUCCAUCCACUUUCUCUGCACCAUGCAUGUUUUUAUAAAAGUAUAACAUUACCUCCUACUUGCUUGCUCUCUAAACUAGAAAAGCCCCAGUAAGUUUUUGAGGAAGUUACUCCUGAGGCUCCAAUACUUUGGCCACCUCAUGAGAAGAGAAGACUCCCUGGAAAAGACCCUGAUGUUGGGAAAGAUGGAGGGCACAAGGAGAAGGGGAUGACAGAGGACAAGAUGGUUGGAUAGUGUUCUCGAGGCUACCAGCAUGAGCUUGACCAAACUGUGGGAGGCAGUGGAAGACAGAAGUGCCUGGCGUGCUCUGGUCCAUGGGGUCACGAAGAGUCGGACACGACUAAACCACUAAACAACAACAACUCCUAGCGGCAAAGGAGGGGCAGAGGAGAGGGGGCCCAUUUUGAGAUGCCAGCUGGUGGCAUGGAAAUUGGCAUUCAGGGGACAGAGCGCAAUUUAACAAAGAGUUUGUUUUUCACACCAACCAGCCUUCAGGGAGCCAGCUUUUGGCCAGACUCUCUUCCUCUUCCAUCGCUGGGACAUUUCAAGCCUCAGAAGCUUUGGAACAAGCCAAACAAAUCCUCUGGGUGAGGGUUGGGAACAGUGCUGGAUUAAACCCUGUGUGGAGGCCCCUAGGCAGUUGAAAUAUCGGAGCUCAGUUCCAACUGAAAAAGAAAUAGUCCAAGGCUGUGAAGAUGGCUUUGAAAGUAUUUGAGCACUGUUUGAUGCAAUAUCAAAAGCUGGCCACCUUGUGGAUUGAAAUGCCUUGUUUUUCAGGUUAAGCUGCUGCAGCAGGAGGUUCUGGAGGAGAGGAGUCCUAAGCCCCCUCUGAACUGUCCGCACGUCAUAUAAGUCCUUUGGGACUUGCAUUUGGUGAUACUGCAAAGGCAGAAACAGCUGCAGGAGGAGGCAGGAUGUGUCUCUGGGGAGAGACACAAAGGCAGGACAAGAGCAAGGCAUUUAUAAAUGGCCUAGAGAUGGCCUUAGAGCUCGGCGGCAGAUGAUGCGCUUUGCCGCUUUCAUUUCCUAGCAUCUCUAGGUUGUGUUUGGAAUGUAUCCUGCCUGAAAUCCUGAACAGCCGCUGCCAGUCAGUGCUGACAAUACUGGGCUAGAUGGUCUUGUGGUCUGACUACAGUUGUCUUCUCAAAUGUAUAGUCUCCUAUUAACAUUUGCCAAGGCUGUAAUGUUUUAUUAGUAGUCAGUUCUGGCCUACGUGGAACAACGGUAUGACUCAGUAGAAAGCCGCUUCCAGUUUGAAUCAGCAAUUUACCCAGAAACAUGUGGACUAGAACCUUGAUUUAUUUUGAGGAACCUGAGUAGUAGAAUACCUGCUUUGCAUGCAGAAUGUCCUAGGCUCAGUCCCUGGCAUCUGUAUGGAGGUUCCAUUUAUAAUGGAGCAGAAGUACAUUCACACAGCUUUGGGUUUCAAUAGCCCUUUCCCCCUGUCAUUCAAAACAUCUAGAGGUCACCAGGUUGGGGAAGGCCAAUGUAUUUUUCCAGCAAAAGUAAACCACAAUCAAACUCCUUUUAUCUGUUCUCAGCACCUGUUAUUCAGAAGUUGAAUGCCUUCAGACAUGGAGGUUUUGUUUGCUUAUCAUGCAAAAUAGUCACUGUUAAACUUAUCCUUCUCCGUUUGUCUAACCUCUAUCUAAAGGCAUCCAAGAUAGUGGCCAUGAUUGGCUAUCCAGUGGCCAUGAGUUCCAUAAGUUGCAAUGUGCACACAAGUCUUUUCUUUUGAAUGUCUCGCUACACGCUCAAAUACCUCUUUGCAGGCAGAAAAUGAGUGUCAGGCCUUCUCUUCUGUUGUUCAACUGUGUGGCUCCUUCAAGAGGUAGCACCCAAGCUCACAACCCAUUGCCCUUUAUUCUGCCAUGUGGGUAGACUGAGCCAAAUUAGCUGUUCUCAGGGAAGUGUGUGGCUGUGCCAGCAGGUUGUUGAGGCUUCUGGUCCUGGUUGGCUUCCCCAGAGGCUUCAAAAGACCCUGGGCAACUGCCCAGAUUUGCUUGGUCAUCAGUCUAGACCAGCCUAUAUCUAUUGCAGGAAGGUUGUGUAAAUGAGCUCCCUCCAGCCCUGGGAAUGUAUUAUUUGCUUAAUACUGCCUUUGCCAGCCUGGUGCCCUCCAGAUGUUUUUGACUCUAUCUCUCAUCAGCUCUGACCACUGGCCAAACUGAAGGGGCAGAUGGAGUCCAGACGACCUCUAGAACAGAGGCUCCCCAACCUUCCCUCGCAUGGACCACUUGAAAAAGGCUGAGAGUUUCUUGGCAGACCGCUCAGAUUCUCCCAUGUGCUGUAGCAAUUGUCAAUGUGCUGUGCUAGAUACUUUAUAAUUUUUAAUUGUGUUUCUAUUGUUUAAUUUAUUUCUUACAGAUGGUGCUACAUUUUGCAUUGCAUAGAAUUCAGAUUGUAAGACAAUAAAAUACAAUACAAGAAAUAAAAGAAGUGAUACAAAUAUAAUUAAAAUCACUAUGAAUAGUUAAUUUUGAUGGAUGGUCCACCUUCCCUCUUCAGUCGCAUAAGAAGAGCUUGCUGGAUCAGGCCAAUGGCACAUCUAGGCUAGCAUCCUGUUCUCACUGUGGCCUGUCAGAUGCCCCCAUGGGAAACCUGUAAGCAGGAUCUGAGCACAAGAGCCCUCCCCCCUCGUAUGGCUUCCAGCCACUGACAUUCAGAAGCAUUACUGUCUUCGACCGUGAAGGCAGAGCACAGACAGUGGCUAGUAGCCAUCCAUAGCCUUCCCCGUCAUAAAUUUGUCCUAUCCUCUUUUAAAGCCACACUACCUCAUGUGGGAGUGAGUUACAUAGUUUAAUUAUGCGCUGUGUGAAGAAGGACUUUCUCUGAUGUUAACUCCUUGUUCUAAAGAUAAGUUUUCCGUAAGAAAAAAAUAUAAUUAUAAUAAUUUAUUAAUUAUACCCCACCCAUCUGGCUGGGUUUCCCCAGCCACUCUGGGCGGCUUCCAACAAAAUAUUAAAAUGGUAAAAUAUGUUUGUUUGUUUGUUUUUUGUUUUUAAAAGGACUUUCUCAGAAAUCGACGGAAGACUGAGAGCUGCCUGAAUGAAGCUUGCACACCAGUGGUGGCCCACAGACCCCACUCUGAGACCUCCUGAGCUAGAGGCAACCAGGUUGGGGGCGGGUUUUGGCUUUCAUAAGCAGGAAGAAGGGCAGGAGGUUUGUGUGUGACAGGACAGUGAUUCACAACAGGAGCAAGAUGACCGGGGGCAAGGGGGGAGGAGAGAGAGAGACAGAGACAGAAAAGUGGCUUCAGAGCAGCUAGAAGCAUCUCCUGUCCAGCAUCUGGAACCUUCCUCUUUUGCCAGGAUGCAGUCCAAAAAACCACAUGCCCGUCUUCUGCCUGCAGACACAAAGAGAUGGCCCACAUCCGCCCUUUUAGGCUGCUGCCAAUUUCUCUUUCCUGCUGCCAUAACAUUUCCUGGGCAUUUGGGGGCUUAUCUCCCUCUCUCAAUACCAACCACCCCACGGUUCCUUAGAGCUGGCCCAGGAACAUUCUCUCUGCCCCUUGCCAAAGUCAAAGAUUUAUAGGUUCUGCUGCUUUGUUGUCAAGCUUGAGCGCUGAAAACUAAGUGGGCACCUUGGUGUGUUUGUGUGUUCACAAGGCAACACCCUCCAUCCGCUGUUGAUUCCACAAGGCAGCUCCCCCCUCCCCUGUUGAUAUUUUCCAACCUGCCAACUUCUGGAGUCAUGUGUGUGUGAGAGAGAACUGCAGCUGUGAUGAUUGGAAGUCUUUUCAGUCCGAUUAGUUAGACCACUUGAUAGAAAUGUUUAAGCAGGUCAGUUGUAAAGAAAAGCCCAGGGUGCAGCCAAGAAUACCACCCAAAGCCUUGCCAUCUGAACUUCUUCCUGGAGUUUUUUAUUACUUGGUCUGCUUUCCAAAGUGGAAUCAGCAGUGGUGUAGAAACUUGCUGAUACGUACUAUGAGGAUACGUAUCCAUCAUAGAAUUGUAGAGUUGGGACCCCAAAAGUCAUCUAGUCCAACCUACUGCAACAAAGGAGUCACAAAUAAAGAAUCCAUCCAACCUCUGUUUAAAAAUCUCCAACGAAGGAGAGAGUCUGCAAACUUCCAGGGUAGUCUAUUCCACUAUCAAACAGAGGGAGUUCUCCCUAUUUUUCAGUUGGAAUCUUCUUUCUUGUUAUUUGAAUGCAUUGCUUUGGGUCCUUCCCUUGGAACAGCCAGAAACAAGCUUUUUCUGUCUUCCAUGAGACAGCUGUUCAGAUAUUUGAAGAUGGCUAUCAUUAUCACCUCAGUCUUCUCUUCUCCAACCUAAAUAUCCCCAAGUCCCUCAAUUGUUCCUCAUAAGGCUUGGUUUCCAGACCCUUCAUUGAUCAUCUUGCUUGUCCUCCUUGCAGCUUGCCAAUAUUCUUCUUAAACUGUGGUGCCCAGAACUGGAAAUAGAAGUCCACAUAGGGUCUGACCAAGGCAGAAAAGAGUGGUACUAUUACUUCCCUUCAUCUGAACACUAGACUUCUCUUGAUGCAGCCUAGAAUUCUAUUAGCUUUUUUGCAGGGGGUGGGGGGAGGCUAAGAUCUGAGGAUGUUGGGCAAAGCUCUGAGGAUGAACCGUGUUCAUUUUUGGCCACAUCCACACCACAUGUUUAAAUAACUAUGAUGCUACUUUGAACAGUCAUGUUUUCCCCCAAAGAAUUCUGGGAAGUGUAGUUUGCUAAGGUGCUGAGAGUUGUUAGGAGGCCCUUAUUCCACUCCCAGAGCUACAAUUUCCAAAGUAGUUUAACAAUCCUUCUUCACAUGGAACUCUGGGAAUUGUAGUGCUCUGAGUGGAAUAGGGACUCUUCUAACAACUCUCAGUGCCUGUAAUAAACUACAGCUCCCAGACAUCUUUGGGAGAAGCUUAAAGUGCUAUUGUAGUGCUUUAAACAUAUGGGCCUACGCUCCUUCAGGUCAUUUUUGCCUUGUCCCAUAUCUCUGAUUUCCAUAUCAGCAUAUAAAACUCUGCAGAAUCUUUGUGUACUUUGUGGAAUCGUACACAUGACAGCAUCAACAACUAGUGAGUUCUCUUUUUGCAGAUAAAAUAUACGAACACAGGGGGUGGGGGCUCAGAUAGUGUUCUUUAAGUGUGCAGGUGAAAAUAUUUGAAGCAUGCUCCUGCAGUCACCUCUGAAAUAGUUGGAAAGAUGCCUGAGUGCACCUGUGAUUCGGCCCCUGCUGCAUGAGUGGCAGGGCAGGGAAUGCUCCCUCAGGAAGGUGAGGGCUUUCCAUCAUCAUAGCUUGUGUGGGUGAUGCUUCUUCUUGGACAUUUGCCAGGGCUUGGACACAAGGCUGCUGACUCAUUCUGCAGCUGCAGAACGCUACUUCUGUGAGCCUUAACACGGACGGACGGCCUCCUCUCUUUCUCUGUAUGGCCACAGGGCACCUUUGUGAGCUAAGCUAAGCCUGCAUUUGCAUCAUACAUUUAAAGCACCAGGAUGCCGCUUUAAACAGUCACGGCUCGCCUCAAAGUAUUCUGGGAGCUGUGGUUUGUUUAGGGUGCUGAGAGUUGUUAGGAGGCUCCUAUUCUCCCUCACAUGGAUAGUUUCCGGAGCAGUUUAACAAUCAAUCGCUCUUCCCAGGGAACUCUGGAACUGUAGCUCUGUGAAGGGAAGAGGGUGUCCUAACAGAACCCUUAACAAACUACAGCUCCCAGGAUUCUUUGGGGGCUAUUUAAAGUGGUAUGGUACUGCCUGAAAUGUAUAAUGCACAUGGGGACUAUUACUCUCUGCUUGGCCUUCCUUAUAGGGCUGUUGUGUAGAGAAAGGAUGUGCGGAUAAAGGAUGAAGAUGGGGAUACUUGAUUUAAAUGUAUCUUGGGUAAAAAUGAGAAUUUUGUGCUAAGAGAUUCUGUCUUCUCCUGGCCAGCUAAAAGGAAGCUCAAGCCAUAGACCAAUAACUGUUUCAUGAGUAUGAAUUCAGAACUGAUCAGCUGAUGGAGCUGGCUGGACUGUGCUGCGCCACUGAAACUAUAGGUACAGAAUGAUUUAACAGUCAGUCCCUCUUCCUAGAGAAUUGUGGGAAUUUUAGCUCUGUGAAAGGAAUAGGGGGUCUCCUUACGAGCUCUCAGGACCCAUAACCAACUACACUUCCCAAAAUUAUUUGGGGUAGCCUUGACUGUUUAAAAUGGUAUCAUAGUGCCUUAAAAGGAUGGUGUGAAUGUGGCAAGGGGCAAUGAUUCUGAAUGGGGAGGAAAUAGGACAUCUGUUUCAUACGCAUGCAUGGCUGUGCGCACAUGCACACUUUCCCAAGGAGGCAAAAAUGUGGUCCUUAAGGUAUGUGAGGAAGGGGAAGCUGGGUUCACCUCCGUGGGAUCAUUUCGAGGUGGUGGGGAGAGUGUGGAUCAUAAAAUGGUGGCAACUAAGUGGGAAUUCCAGCACAAGGCAGGCAGCAGCAGAGGUGGCAAUGGUGACUUUGGCGAGAGAACAGGAAUGCAGAUAUCUUCAGACCAGUCCCUGUCUCACAAGUCUCUCCUACCUCACAAGGAUGCUGUAGAGAUAAAACAGGACUGUCCUUUUGUAUGCCAGCCAGAAGUCCUUAGAGGAGCUUGGCACACACAUGCCAUUAAAUUAGUGCAGAUGAUAAAUAAACUGGAAUCUUGGACAUGGGAGCUUAGGAAAGGGGUGGGGAACCUCAGGCCUAGGGAAAGAAUGUGGCCCCCUGAGCCUCUCUUUCUGGCCCUCAGAACACUCUCCAGCCCACAAACUUCACUGCCCCUGCUUCACACCCUCCUUGAGUGUUUCAUCCUGGCUGGGAUGUGUCCUUCAACCCUGAAAAUGCCUCUUGCUUCCCUAGAUGAAGAACAAGUGUGAGCAUGUGAAGAAAUUAGCCUCCUGUAGAAAGGUAACAUGUUUGCCUCUGGCCCCACCUAUUACUGGCAUGUGGCCCCCAGAAGGCUGUCCAGAAGGGAAUGCGGCUCUCAGGCUGAAAAAGAUUCUCAACUCCUGGCUUAGGAUAACCAUAGAGCUACAUGGUACUAAUAUGCGUGGUAACAGUGCUUUCUUGUGGCUCUGAAUAAAAGCUACUUAAAUGAAGUUUUUGAAAACCGGAGCAGGGAAGCUGAAGUCCCUCAGGCUCACAUGGAGCUACUCUCUGCUCACCUGGGCCACUAGUUGAAGAUCCCAUCCCACCCCACAAAAUGAGAAUUUACCUCUUUCACUGAAGCUGCUUUAAAUUUCUCCACACCUGAGAAAUUUGUUCCUAGAUCUGCUGAGAAUCCAGAGAAUGGAUCAGAGUGAAAAUUAAGUAGCUUGCAAUUGAGUGGGCUGGCUUUAAUCUUGCAAACUCAGUCUGUGGGCAACUUAAUUACAGCUAAUGUGGGAGAGAAAGCUUCAGUCAGGCCAAAUUUCGUCCAAGUUUUUAAAAGGGCUGCUUCCCAAAAUGUCAUCAUCUGAUUUUCUCUUCAGUUUCUGGAGUUUUCUCCUGGAGAUUCUGAAAUUAACUGGUCUCUUUUUCUUCUUCUCCUCAAAGCACUAGGAAUUCUCAUUUGAUAUAUACCGUGUGUGUGUGUGUGUGUGUGUGUAUAUAUAUAUAUAUAUAUAUAUAUAUAUGAGAAUCUCCUUAGUUUAGAGAAAAGGUGAGUUAGAGAUGACAUGACAGAAGCUUAUACAAUAAUGCAUGACAUUUAGAAAGCAGAUGUUGAAAAGUUUUUCUCCCUCUCUCAUCAUGACACUAGAGGAGGUGGUCUGUUAGAUAUUUGAGGCCUAGUCAUAUAUUUCCAUUAGUUUUUAAUAAAAAUUUAGCUCUUGCACCAGAGUAAAAUGUAUCUGUCUAAGGCUUGCACAAGAGAUAAAAAGAGGUCUUGCACAAAUCCUUUGUAUUACUCUUAUUCUUAUCAUCAUCAUCAUCAUCAUCAUGGUAAAAGCCCAAUGUGAUUACAAUCUCUGAGGUAAUCCCUCACAUGUACUCUUUAGAAUAUAGUUUGUUGAAACUGCGAGGUGCCUUCUACAAACAGCAACUGAAAUAGGCCACUUCUAUCAUUUGGGCUGCUGGAAAAACCCCAAAUGACGUAUGUUAUGCUCAGCUCAGGUGGGGAGCGAACAGAAGUAGGGGUGAGACUUCCAAAUUGCCACACAUAUGACAACCCUCCAAUCCCAGGUUAUUUUUCUCUAUUAUUAUUUUUUUGCAGCAAAUGUACAAGGAAAGAAAGAACAGAACACGACCCUGCAUUUUGAUGAUGCCAGUGUUGUACAGGUGUUGCAAAAAACUUAUGUACAUGAGCAGCACCGACUCCAUAAUAAGCUCCUGCCUAAAUGGAAGCACUCACAGAAAGCACAAGUUAAGAUACAUGGCUAUCGUGAGGCGGAAUGAGGCUGCUGCCUCAGGCGGCAGAUGCUGAGGCCGCAGGAAGUGGAGGAAGCUGUGUGUGUGGCCCAUGGCCUACCCAAUGCCCCUUAACCUAGCCUGCUCCCCUCAGGUGCCAUGGAGGAUGCUGCCCAGAAGCUAGCACCCAAUUAAGAUUCAACUGCCAGCCUGGCAGGCUGUCGUACAUGGAAUGGGAGGGAAGGUGCCAUAUUGUCAUUCACCUCAGGCAGCAAAAUGUUUCCGGCCAGCCCUAGAUACAGCUCUUGCCUCAAACACUCUGGUUCCUGGGGGAUGAUUCUGCCUGUGCUGUUGUCAGAUAACCUUCCCUAUUUGUACUUCAUUUCCACCAUGGGAUUCAGAGAGAGAAAGAGAAAUAGCACAGGAAAACACAGCGCCACAAAGUCAAACAUGGCGGGGAGUACAACAUUAACUGCCUGAGAACCUGCUAAGAUUUAUUCUCUGGAGGAAAAAAGAGACUGGUGAGGGCAUCCUUUUCUGAAUGCCCCUGGCACAAAAAGACCACCCUUGCCAUAGCCUUUUUUCUUUUUCUCCUUCCAAAUAAUAACUCUUUAACAAGGCAGAAGGGAAGAAAAGAAUCUUUGGCCAGUCUCCGACAUUCAAACAGGGAAUGAGGGAAGGACAUGGGGCCUGAAUGGAAUCUUAAAAGGCCUCGUCCCUGUGACUAAUCGGAGGGAAGGAGACCUCGUUUUUCUCUCACACUGUGGGCCUGGGUGGCGGUGGUGGCAGCCCAAACGGAGCCAGUGCAGCUUUGCUAAAGAGACGUAUGAUUAAAAAGCUCUCAGGAACCACAGAACAUAAAAGCUGGCCACUCUCUUAAUUUAGGGGCUUCCUCAGAAUUUCCAGCUGAAAUUCGCUUUGCUGAGCUCUGCAGAGGAUGUCUAGUUCUCAGGGUGUUGACCUGAAGUUGUAGUGUUUUAACUUUCUCCUCAGAGCCCCCAAUGUGGGGCCAUUUUGCUGCGUACAACAAUAUGGUGGCCAUUGCAUGUGCAGAAGCUAAUUGGGGUAGCAGUUGACUCUUAGGCCAAAUUCACAUCAUACAUUUAAAUCAGCACGAAGCAGUCAUGACUUCAUUUAAAGGAUUCUGGGAGCUGCAGUCUGUUAAGGGUGCUGAGAGUUAUUAAGAGACCCUAUUCCUCUCACAGAACUACAAUUUCCAGAGUUUCCUGUGAAAGGUGAUUGAUUGUUAAUGCACAUGGGGAAUUGUAGCUCUGGGAGGGAAAUUGAGGUCUCCUAACAACUCUCAGCCCCCUUAAAAAGCUCCAGCUCCCAGAAUCCUUUGGAUGAAGCCAUGACUGCUUCAUGGUGAUUUAAAUGUAUGGUGUGAAUGUGCCCUAUGUUUACUCAAAGUAAGUUCCAUUGAAUUCGGUGGAUCAUGUGCUUGGGAAAAUGAGGUUGGGUUGCAGCCUCGGUGAAUUAAUCAUAUGAACUUUUGACCACUUAAUCAAUUGAUUUAGAUCUGGAAUCAAUUUGUCUAUGAGAAAUAAAUGUUAUCAAGGAAAAAAGCAUACUUUGUUCUUAAUGAUCUAUGAGUUUGUUGCAGCAAUUUGCCUUUGUGAGAAGGGGCCUUUCCUGUUCCCUUUCACACAGAGAAAUGGAGGCCUCCUCUACGAUGCUACUUUCCAGCUGCAAUUUAUACAAGUACUUGUAUUAAAAAUAAAUAAUACAUAGACUAGUUGUCUAGGCCAUAUUUUGUUGGACUCGAAUUCCCAUAAUUCCUGACCAUUGGCUAAGCUGGCUGAGGAAGAUGGGAGUUGUGGUCCAGCAACAUCUGGAGGGCACCAAGUUGGCUGAUUUAAGUGAAAUUGGGCCCUGGGCUGAGCUAAAAACAUCCAGAGCCUAAAUCGGAAGCCUCACCCCAAAUUGGCCUGCCUCAGACCGUCUGUCUUCUGUAACUUUGGGAUGAAACAGUCUUUGCAAAAAUGCCAAGGCGGGUGAUGCUACGAGCUGUGCCAAGGCCGCUUAGAAAUAAAUUAUAGGAGAUACUGUUCAAUGAAGCGAGUGAAACAAGGCCCGUCAUGCAGAAACACUUCAGACAGUACUGACAAAAGGUCAUGGUACUUGUAAAGAAGAGUCUGCCCUUCAGAAGAAUCUGGCCUAGACAAUGGUGGGGGUGGAGAAUGUGCCAGCGAAAUGUCUUUUGCUGGCUGACAUUUUCCCUGAUAGCAGUUGAUCCGCAAGUGCAACUUCAAUUACCUAUUGGCAGCCACUGCUCUGUGCCAAGGGAAAGCUUGGCUACAGCUCCAAGGAUGUUGGUUCCACUUACUGGGCACCAUGUGAUGCCAAAGAGCAGCUUUUGCCAACCUGGUGCCCUCCCAAAGUUUUGGACUACAUUUAGACUCAUAUCACUGGGGAAUGGAUAUUUUAAGGCCACAUUUGCACCAUACAUUUAAAGCUCUAUCUUGCCACUUUAAACAGUCAUGGCUCCCCACAAAUAAUUCUGGUUAUGGCUGUAGCUUAUUGGUAGAGCACCUAUCUUGUAUGCAGAAAGUCCCAGGUUCAAUCCCUGACAACUCCAGGUGGGGCUGGAACAGGGUCCCUGCCUGAAACCCUGGAGAACAUGACAAUACUGAGCAAGAUGGAACGAUGGGCCUUUUAUCAGUAUAAGGCAGCAUCCUAUGUGCUAUUACAGGAGCUGCAGUUUGUUAGGAGCCCCACUAUUCCCCUCACAAUAAAAAGGUUUAACAGUCAAUCCCUCCACCUAGGGAACUCCAGGACUGUGAUCAGGUAUAACAGAGUGUUGGGCUAGGACCUGGGAGACCAGGGUUCAAAUCCUCACUUGUCCAUGAAGCUCACUGGGUGAUCUUUGAGAGCCUCAAAGCCUAAUCUGUCUCACAGGGCAUUAAAUGAGGGAAGGGGGUGAUAAUGUAUGCUUGAGCUACUUUGACAAAAAAGUAGGAUAUAAAUACAAUGAGUAAAUAAAAUAAUAAAUACUGUAUUCCGUUAGGACAAAUGGCCUCUUUGUGUUAAACUAACAAAGUAUCCUCCAGUUCACUUCUUUAAGAUUAAAUAUUUCUUUUUUUGGAAAAAUCUUCUAUGGAAAAACAGCCCAACAAAGACAUUUCUUAAUUUUUGUUUCUUUCAGGUACUUGGAAGAAUGCUGGAGCUGGCAUUUGUCCUGGAUUUUCUUCUGCCUACCUUUCUAAUACUUUUUAUAUUUCCCCCUCUCCCUGACAGAAACCAUAAUGGCGUAUAUCCUGCUGGUAUUCUCUACCUUUGCCCAGGCUGUUUUCACGAAUGCAUUCAGCUUCUCCAGGGAAAGCACAGGUAACUGGGAACUUGGGGCUAGUCUACAGCAGCAGGCAGAACUGGAUCUAUUGGUAAAUCUCCGGGAGAUUUCCAGUAGAUUGACAAGACUUUCUAAGGCCCCCUCUGACUGGACAUUUAAAGCAGUAUCACACCACUUUAAACACUCCUGGCUUCUCCCAGAGAAUCAUGGGAACUGUAGUUUGUUACCGGGGUGUAGAAAAUGAUGCAGUCCAGGACUGAGGCCAUGGGCUGUUAUUCCUAAAUCUGCCCUGUGCCAAAUCUCAACUUCUCACUUUCUUGCUUCUCCCUUCCAGAUGACCUCAAAGCUCUGCGGGUCUCCAUUGCCAAAUACCCACCAGUCCGAGCUGUUCUUUCCGGCAGCCUCACCAUCCCCUGCCACGUUACCUACUUGCAUCCACUGCCCACUUCUGGAACUGCAGGCCGCAGGGCUGUCCAAGGGGCACCCCGUGUGAAAUGGACCUUCAUCACAGAGGGCAGAGAAGCAGAGAUCCUGGUCGCUCGGGGCCUGAAGGUGAAGGUGAGCGAAGCCUACCGCGACAGAGUCUCCCUGCCCUUUUAUCCAGACUCACCAACAGAUGCCACCUUGGUCCUGAGCGAACUGCGGUCCAACGACUCCGGGGUGUACCGCUGCGAUGUCCAGCAUGGGAUCGAGGAUGGGCAUGACCUGCUGCAGGUGAAGGUCAAAGGUAACGUUGCGCUCUGGCAGAGUGUCUUGCUGAAAGGGUUUGCUGUGUUUAUUGCAGAUUCAAGUCCCAUAGCACUAGGCCUGAUCUCAGGAAACACCCAUUCUAAUUGCAGAGGUUGGGGAGGGGGAAUAUAAGGACUCAGCCACACUUUUGCUUGUCCUGUGCCAGAAAGCACAGGUCUGUGUGGGUUGUUUUAUGUUUUCUAGGCAUGAGUCUGGUUGUUUUUCUACUGGUUCUGUUGCUUUCAUUGGAAAAACCUGCACUUUAGCACUGAACUGAAGAAAACGUCAGUCUGCAGAAAACCCAAUUGGCGUUUACUUAUUUCAGCAGUAAAACCACGUUUUCUCAGAGGAAAGCGGCAAGAGAAGCAGCAGUCUGGAUGAGCCCUAAGUUUUAUUCAGUUUCAGAACUAACACAAAAAAUAAAGCCAUGUUGCAUUCAGAACUGAAAAACAUCAGUCCCCCUGCCCACCCAGCACUCUCCCCCACUUGGAUUCCUAGCAACUGCCUCUGACCAUGAAGGCUGAGAAUAGCCAUGGGUAUAACCACGGGGGAACAGGGGGGCAGCUGCCUCCCCAACCCUAUUAAAUAAAACUAUAGAAAUACUUAACUAUCUGACCAAUCUUGUCAGCUCUGCCCCCCCUAACAAAAGUCCUGCCCCCCCCCCAACAAAAAUCCUGGCUACACCCAUGAGAAUAGUCAUCAUGUCUAGUAGCCAUUGGUAGCCUUAUUUAGUUUAGAGAAGUAGUGAGUAAGAAGCAACAUGACAGAAGUUUAUAAAAUUAUGCAUAGUUUGGAGAAAGUGGAUAGAGAAAGGUUUUUCUCCCUCUGCCAUAACACUAAAACUCGUUGACAUCCAAUGAAACUGAAUGUUGAAAGAUUCAGCACAUAGAAAAGAAAGUACUUCUUCAUGCAGCACAUAGUUAAACUACAGAAAUCAUUCCCACAGGAUGCAGUGAUGGCCACUGAUUCGAAUGACUUAAAAAGAUUAGACAAAUUCAUGGAGGAGCAGGCUAUCGAUGGCUGCUAGCAACAAUGGUUAUGCUCUGCCUCCCACAAGCAUCUGGUUGGCCACUGUGAGAACAGAAUGCUGGACCAGAUGGACCCUAUGCCUGAUCUUCUUAUGUAUUCAAAUACGUACUGCCCUGAAUAUGGAGAUUCCACUAAACCUUUACGAUCACUAACAGCCACCGACGGACCACUCUUCAUGAACUUAUCUAAUCAUUUAUAAAGCUAGAUCUUCAUUGCUGGCAAAACAGCCAGCAGAAUUGGAUUGCUUAAAGGCCCCCUUUGGAUGCACACAAGCUGAUUCAACACCAUGCAUAUAAGCACAUUUAUAACACUUUGACAGCCUUGGCUUCAUCCAAAGAAUCCUAGGACUGUCGUUUACCCUCCACAGAGCUCCAAUUCCCAGCACCCUUAGCAAACUACAGUUCCCAGGAUUAUUGAAGGAAAGCUAUGCACUUUCAGUUUGCUCUAAAUGUAUGAUGUCUUCUCCCAUCUUCUAGGAGUUGUGUUCCUUUACCGGGAAGGCUCUGCCCGCUAUGCUUACACCUUUGCCAAGGCCCAGGAGGCCUGUACCAGAAUAGAAGCUGAGAUCGCCACACCGGAGCAGUUGUAUGCUGCCUAUCUCAGUGGUUAUGAGCAGUGUGAUGCAGGCUGGAUCGCCGACCAAACCGUCAGGUAGCUGGGACUUGGAAGCUCAGUCAGUUAGUGGCAUGGGGUGGAAAAUGUUCUGCGACCCGUAGAAAUUUAUUUAUUAUUUAUUUAUGCAUUUAUGCCCUACCUUUUUCUCCAAGGAGCUCAAAGUGGUGUACAUAGUGCUCCUGCUCCUCUUCCGCAUUUAAUCCCUAUAGGAACCCUGCAGGGUAGGUUAGGCUGAGAGGCAGUGAUUGGCCCAAGGUCACCCAGUGAGCUUCAUGGCCAAAUGGGGAUCCAAACCCUGGUCUUCCAGGUCCUAGUCUGACACUUAACCACCACACUGGCUCUCUUUAUUAAAUUUUAAAGUGUGAAUUAGUGACAUAAUGAAUGGAUAGAAUAUCAGGCAAACUGGCCUCUUUCUUUCUUUGUUUUAACAUUCCUCUUUAUAUUUAAAAUUAUUUUUCAAGUACAUAUAUAGAAUAAUUACAGUUCAAAGAGCCAGGCUUUUAUAUAUCGAGUUUUUCUUUUCUUGUAGAAUUGGUAUAGAAUGAAGGCACCUGUGGUAAUAAUCAUUAUACAAUUAAGUUUAGAAUGAUAAAUCAUAGUUUACAAAUUAUGUUAUAUGCUCCCAAUAAUGGAUAUGCAUUGACUGAAUCAAAUUAUAGAAUUUUAGAGUAGGAAGGGACCAUGAGGGUCAUCUAGUGUCCAACCACCUGAAAAGCAGGAAUCUCUUUUUUGCCUAAUGUGGUGCUCGAACCCACAACCCUGAGAUUAAGACCUUCACAUUAUAAUUCCAAGAGAGAAUAAAUGGAGUUCAUUCUCCUGCAAACUUGUUAUUUUUAUGCCUACCUUCUCUUCCUCUGAUCAAAUUUGUUAAUUUAAUCAUGGUAGCCGUCUUCCAAAUUUUAGAAAGCUAAACAUCAAUAGAAGCAGCUAUUGGAAGAUUACCAUUCUGGCUGCUGUGAACAAAUGAAUUAUCAUUUCAAGGUCUUCCUCUAGUAUUUUUCUUAAUCAACUUUUUGUCCACAAAUUUAAAAGAUUAUUUAAAAAGUUAGACAUGAUAAUUAAAAAGUAAGAUAUGAUAAAGAAAUAUAAUAAUAAAACCAUCAACUCACAUUAAGGAUACAGUAACCACCAGUACAUCUAUUUCAAAUUAAAAAUAUAAAUUAAUAUAAGGACUCCGCAUGUCUAAGUAGGUAUCCAUACAAAAUUGUCUAUAUGAAACAUGUUCAAAUGUAGUGCAGUCCUCCUGUUAAAAGGUUAUCUUGAGCAGCAAAUGAUAGAAAGAUGCCAGAGACCUUGUAUGUAUGCAUGCAUAUACAUAUACAUAUACAUAUACAUAUACAUAUACAUAUACAUACAUGGAUUGGAAAUCUGGAAAUAGAAUGUUUCUGUUAUUUGAGAUUAUCUUCUGCUCUGCAACCUAUAGAGCAGCCUCCCCCAACCUGGUGCUCUCCAGAUGUAUCCGGUAAUCAGGGGUAGACUGCCCUGGAACAAUCAGGCCCUACAUGCAGCUCUCAUGGCUCAUCACUAUUGAGAGACCAGUCCGCCACAUAUUUGCCUAAUCCUUAAUUUAGUAACCCCCUUCCUCCAUUAUCACUUAUUUUUAUUAUCAAAGGAAGGCCAGCAUGCUGGAUUCCCAACUCCAGAUGGCAGAUUCCACACUCAUGCACUGUAAUUUGUGAUGCACAAAAAUGCAUACACAUACUGUACCAUUUCUUUGUGCAAUGGGAAAAGAGUACUGGGAAAUGCCUGUCUUCAGAGGAACUUCAUCUGCAGUCUUUCCCAACCUGGUUUCCCUCCAGAAGUUUCAGACUACAACUCCCAUUAGCCAUUUUGGAAUGCAAAUCCCAUCAGCCCCAGGCUGAAUGGCCAUGCUACCUGGGAGUGGUUGGAGCUGUAGUCUAAAGCAUCUGGAGGAUACCAGGCUCACAAAGGCUGCAUCAGAGGUUAGGCAGGUGGCGUCGCUUUUAGGUGGUGGAAACCUUUCCAGGAUAGGGAGGGCUUGGCCUCUUUUGGAACUGGGUGUUUGAUGCAGUGCUAAUGAGAAAAUGUGACUCUCAAGCCAUCUUUUAAGAACUGGUUGUUUUUAUUAGCUUUGAAAUUUAGGAAUGGUGACAUUUUUAUGGAGCUAUAAAAGCCCAAGAUUUAUGCUGCCUCCAGGAUCAGAGGCACAGCGUGUCUCUCUGCAUAGCAGUUGCUGGGGAAUAGAACCAGAAAGUGGCCAUUGUGCUUAUGAUGUACUGCUUGUGAACAGAAGGUUGGACUACCUGGGCCUUUGGCCUGAUCCAGCAGCCAGGCUCUUUCAAUAUUGACUAAGGGCUACACACAUUAUGAAACCAGCACUGACAUUGUGGAAUAUCCCUCCCGCUUUUUCUGUAGGCAUUGCAUAAGUGAAAUUCAAACUCCCUGCAGCUCUGUUUGAAAUGGGGUCAGUGGAAAGUAUUCAUUUUGAAAAGAAAUAAUUUAUUAGGAAGAACCUGUUCAAAACCUCACAUUCCCAGUGGGGUCACUGGGACCACAAGGGGGCAUGCAGUCCAACUAGAGAACCCGCCACCCCAUCACUUUUCUUUUCCAACUGUUACCUGGUAGUAAUGGGAUGGGGGUGGCUCAUGGGAGAGCUGCUUUGAGGAGCCAUGGGAAAUUUAAGAUCGUGGUGCCCCUGAAUGCUAAUGGCCUUUCUUGGGAAAUAAAGAACCAUGAGAAGCCAGAUUUCCUAUGGUUCCUGGUUCCCUUCAUGAAAUUGUGCAUGUCCAUUCUAAUGGAAACUUUGACCAGGGAUAAUCUUAGGAAGUGUCCUAGGGGCUCAUAUCCUCCCCACCUUUUAAGAAAGCUAAACCUUUUUUUUUAAAAAGUGCUUUACAUCGCUUAUAGAGCAGCAAGGCAUACCGUAAAGCUCAGCACUAAGGAGACCCCACCCACCUACCACCUUAAUUUCCCAGAGGUGUAUAUAAAUAUAAGUUAGCAUAUGCCAUUAUUAAUGCAAAGUUGAAUGGUAUGCUCUCAGCAACUGCAGUUAAUGCUUAAAUGUGUCAUACUUAAUGGCAUCACCAGGGCUGUUCCCUGUGACAUUCCCUAGGCCUCAGGUUUGGGCCAUAGCCAUCCUGCCUGAGUGGUGCCUUCCUCUUUAGCCAUUGUCUCCUUCUAGGCCCUGGAAUUACAAGCUGUGGGGAUAUCUCUACUGACCCUUCUGACUCUUGAGGAGUCUCUGAACCAGUCCUCAGAGUCUGGUGACAAAGGGGUCCCUUUGAGGUUCAGGGAAGUUCUUGCUAGGCCCAGUGACAGCAGCUGUAUGUGGAACAUACCAGUGAGUAGUUCCAUCUCUUUCCCCAAUCUGCCAUUGGUGGAGGGCUCUGAUUCAUCCUAGUCUGGGGCUAUGACACUGAACACUGUUCUUAUCUUCAGGUACCCCAUACAGACCCCUCGUGAAGCCUGUUACGGAGACAUGGAUGGGUUUCCGGGUGUCCGUAACUAUGGGGUAGUGGACCCAGAAGACAUGUAUGACGUCUAUUGCUAUGCUGAAGAACUGUAUGGUGAGUUAGAUUGACAAAAUAUCCUUGCCCUUUGAAAUCAGAGUCUUCAUGUUGCCCUUUGCUGUGGGAUGUACCGUAUUUUUUGCUCUAUAAGACUCACUUUUUCCCUCCUAAAAAGUAAGGGGAAAUGUGUGUGCGUCUUAUGGAGUGAAUGCAGGCUGCGCAGCUAUCCCAGAAGCCAGAACAGCAAGAGGGAUUGCUGCUUUCACUGCGCAGCGAUCCGUCUUGUUGUUCUGGCUUCUGAGAUUCAGAAUAUUUUUUUUCUUGUUUUCCUCCUCCAAAAACUAGGUGCGUCUUGUGGUCUGGUGCGUCUUAUAGAGCGAAAAAUACGGUAUAGAGUAGCUAAGUGUUGCAUUGCCUGCUGAACUUGUGAUCCGUUCCAUCAAAUACAGCCCAUCAACCAGACACUCAUUCAUGUCAGUGUUUUAUACCCCACCCCUUCCUCCAGAUCCGCACUUACAACACAGCAUACUACCACAACAUUGCAGGUUACUAUCAGUGAAGAGCUCUGGACUUCCGUGAGCGGAAUUUCCCUUUUUAGUCUCUCUCAAUCUCAACAAAUGAGAUACCACUUAAAAUAUUGCAAAAUGAUAUCUCAUGCCUAUGCUUUUAGCCCAUAGAUCUUCAACCAGUGUGAUGAGUCCCACAGGUGAGUUGCAUUGCCACACGAGGUAGCUUGUUGCAAAACUGUUGCUUCCAUGAUUCCAGUUUAGACUGACCAAGACCUUGUUUCUUGACAAGGAGGCAUUCUUCUGAUGAAAUGCUUGUUUUAUCAGUUUCCAUGAGUGCUGAAAUGUGGCAAGAGAAAGGCACAAGACAUUUUAAAAAUAAGAUACGUAUUUCUGGCCAGCUACAUGCUCAUGCCUUUCUCCUGCCCCAUUGCAGGACUAGUUUUCAUUUCAUUGUAAUGCUGAGGAACAGUAGGUAUGUUGCUCUCUGAAUUGCCAUUUUAGGGUGAAAUAAAAUUAAGUUGUUAAUGUCUGAUGUUUCAUUAUGUUUUUUAUAUUCUGUUGGAAGCCACCCAGAGUGGCUGGGGCAAUGCAGUCAGAUGGGCGGGGUAUAUGUAACAAUUGUUGUUGUUGUUGUUGUUGGCACUAUUAAGUAUAUAUCAAAAAUGAGAACAUGAAAGUGGGACUAAUGUCGCAGCUUGGGAGCCAGAGGUGAGUCUCAAGUCUGGACUGGUUGAAGAUUCCAUAUUAUCUCCUUAUAUUCACUGAAUUGCUGGAGAGGUUGUGGAAUGUGUGGUGGGCAUAUAGGAAAGUGGCUCAGUUCUGAGAAGAAGCAUUUGUUGAAAUAAAAGUAAAUACUGGACAAAACACUUUUAAAUGUCCAAAGCUGGCUCAGCUCAAUUGUUUUACAAGCCAGGCUUGUAAUAAUGAGGUACUGGAAGAAACUAGAGGGUGCUUCUUUGGGAAACUGGUACAAUGGCAAAUAGCUCCUGUGGAAAAAUUGGCAAAUAAAAUAAAACUGGCACAAGGUUUGAAACAUAAGGAUGCUUUCACAGUAGAUUGGUCCAGCUUUAUUAUGUACAUGGCUGGAAAUGAAAACAGAGGACUCAGUUCACAAUAUGAAACUUUCUGGUUAGCAUAAAGUGUACAUUGCCUUCUCUGCAAAUUGUUGAAUGAGAUAGGCACUUACUAUCCUAUUUAGAUGCCAUUUCUGAUGUAUUGCCUAAAUUUUAUCUUAUGGGCCAGUGCGGGAUGUUUUAUUUUAAGUUUUACAAUGUUGUAAGAAUUUAAUGAUAAAAAAUUUAAAACAACAACAGAGCAUACUAUAUAAUGUCUUGUAAAAUAAACCUAAGUACAUUAUUAAAAGGUGCAAUACCAGUCAUCUGCAUCUGUCACCAAAACAUGCAUAAUCUCACUGAGGAGGGAGUCCCAUAAAGAGGGUGCCACCCCAAGAAUGCCGUGCCCCAUGCCACUGCCUUGCCUGCCACCUGAACUGAAGGAAGAAGCCCCCUCUUCUCACACCAAGGAGCAGUACCUAAGUGCUUCUCCCCAGAUAACAAGCUUCAGGAGGCCCUUACGUAACAUUAAUUUACCAUCUAGUAUAGGAGUGGGGAACCUCAGGGCAAGAGGCCAAAUACAACCUUCCAGGCAUCUAUGUCUAGUUCUUGGGUCUCUUCCUUGGACCCUCCCCAGGCCACACCUCUCACCGGUCCUGCUUUGCACCCUCCUCAAGUAAUUUUGCCUGGCUGGGAUGUUUCUUUGUCUUAAGCAUUUUAAAAUGGGGUGAGGAACCUGUGGCCCCCCAACAUCCCUAUUGGCCACGCUGGCUGCAGGGGCUGAUGGGAGAUGAAAGUCGAAUAACACAUACUUUGUAAGAACUUAGGCUGCUUGGAGCUUUUUCAAAUAUUAAUAAAAUAUUUUGAAAUAUUAAUCAAAUAUUAAACACAAUUUAUAAAUGUGAUUAAAUAAAUAGAACAUCUGGAGAGCCACAGAUUAGUCACUCCUGUUUUAACAGAUAAGUAAAUAUGCUUCUUUUAAUUCCAGCCAAAACAUGUUUUGUUGUUAUCUCUUUAAACACUGAUGCUCAACUUGUCUCUGGUUGCAGGAGAGCUGUUUGUGGUGAGCUCUCCAGAGAAAUUCACUUGGGAGGAGGCCAAAGCUGAGUGUAAGUCUCUGGGAGUGGAGAUUGCCACGACAGGCCAGCUGUAUGCAGCAUGGAAUGAAGGUCUGGACCACUGCAACCCUGGCUGGCUGGCAGACGGAAGUGUGCGGUACCCCAUCGUCACCCCACGGGAGAAGUGUGGAGGAAACGUCUCAGGAGUCAAAACCAUCUUCCUCUUUCGCAACCAGACUGGAUUUCCAGAUCCCCAAAGCAAAUAUGACGUGUAUUGCUUUAGAGGUAACAAUCCUUCUGGUAUGGCUAAACUCUGAGUAGGAUUGCCACCUUGCUCACCUGGAGGUCAAAACACAAAAUAAAUUAAGUCUGUGAAACUUUUCCAAUCAUUUGCUAGGAAGAGAUACACCUGCUAAAUUUCUCUGUGUUAGAGGCUCCUAUCAAAAGCACAAGAGCAGAGCCAGUGGCAACUCUAUUCACUAUUCACUUGAACAAUUACUUCUAGGGUUCAUCCACACUCACCUUUCCUCUGUGCAUUCUAGGCACAGGUCCACUCUUUCCAGGUCUGUUUCUGGGAUCUUUUUCCUUUUGUCUUGGUGCUUUCCCCGAGAAAACCCACGUUUUACUGCUGAAUCACUGCAAACGCCAAUUGGGUUUGCUGCAGAUUGCUGUUUGCUCCAAUUCUGCAGUAAAACAUGAGUUUUCCUAGGGAAAGUGUUGGGACAAAGGAAAACUGCUCGGACACAGACCUGGAAAGCCCGGACCUGUGCCUAGAAAGCACAUAGCAGAGGUACGUGUGGAUGAGCCCCUAGUUUGCUAAUGUUUUAUGUGAUUUAAUUCCUGCAGGGUCCUUGGAAAGGUUUUGUUAUAGUGGUACCACUAGGCAGAAGUCUGGGCCCUCACAGAAGGCACUGUCCCUUUAGACUGCUCCCAUGUUGCAGGUGGGAUUCUGUCAAAUACUGACAACAUUGCAUUAUCAGCACAUUCCUUAUUGUGGAUUUGGCACUCUUGCACAACAAACCUGGUCCUCCCUGCGCUGCCCCCCAUAAGUCCUAAUUUCUUGAGGUGGAAGGAAAGUGACAGGAAAAAGCACUGGAAAGUGUGUGCAUGAGGAAUAACAAUUGCUUGAGGCAAUGUUGUCUAGCCUCCCCGCAAACAAAUCAGAAUGAAUGCUUGACAUGGGAGUUUACAAGCAUUUCAACCCAUCUGAAAUUUGAACCAAUUUCAAACUUGAACCAAUUUCAAACAAAUGCAUUUUCAACAGAUGCAUUUCGGCAAAUCAGAACAAUUACUUGACAUGAUACCAAAUUGAAAUGCCAUCCACUAACCUUCGCACAAACAAAUCAGAAUGAAUGCUCAAUAAACAAACAAACAAACAAACAAACAAACAAACAAACAAACAAACAAACAAACAGUGGGUGCCGUAAAGCCUGCUUGCAACCUUUGUCUGGAAGAGACCUCAGAAUGCAGUCUGGCUUGCCUAUGUCUUUUGCCAAUGGGGCAAAGCACAUGCAGUUCCAUGUUCAAAAUGUGCAAGCAGCUGUGUUCAAAAUGUGGUGUGUGAUGCCCUUGUGGCUUGGUUUCAAAAUGCAAAAAAGGGAAGGCAGGUGGAAAACCCUCAGACAUGGAGACAUGUAUGGGAGCAUACACCCUGGGGGUUUUCCACCUGCAAGCAGCAGCGUGCCCCCCACCCCAGUCAUAUUUGAGUGCAGGAAAGAGAGGGGAGAAUGGGGAGAUGAUGCUGGAGGCACCAUCACUGGCACGACCAUUUGCACAUAUACGUCCCUGAAUUUUCUUUGAAAUGUCAACUCUGUUCCUGCCGCAAACCCACGCUCAUAAACAGACUGCAACAGCAUAAUGAGUAACUGAUGCCGUCAUCCUAAACCCACUUCUUACAGAGUAAAUCCCAUGGACACCAUGGAAUUUAUAGCUGAGUAAAACUAGAAUAAUUCCCUUUGGACACUGUCAUUACUCACUUCCCUUCCCUUCUCUGCCAUUCUCCUUCUUCCAAAUCAAAUACAUCCCCAUUUCCAUCACCAAUCCCCAUAACACAGUCAAAAGGAUGAAAUGAGUUGCAGUCCGGCAAAUUUGACUUUCUUUCAACCCCCACCCCUGCCAUUUGCAGGGGUGGAGUGAUCUGGGCAGGAGGGUAAUACAGAUCACUAUCUAAAGCGCCCCCCCCAUCACUACUGUAGUAGUUAAAUUCCUCCAGAGUCUAAAAUUGAAUGUCCACAAAAACCCUGUGUGGUAGGUUACCUUGAGAUGUAGUUACUGAUCCCAGGUCACUCAGUGAGCUUUGUGGCUGAGUGAUUUGCCCCAUUCAUGUCUAAAACGGGUUCAAUGUUAAGAACACCUGAAUUCCUCAAGAAGAGCCCUUCUGUAGUCAACCAGUAGCCCUAGCUGAUCCAGAAUUCAAUUUUCCACAGCGCACAUGCUGAAAUCCCUGCUUCUCUACAAGUGUUAAAGGUGCUCUGUACACCUUUUCACUUGACCUACCCUGCCAUUCAGAUGCCUCUGGGAAGUUCAUAAACACAGUCGCCCUCUCUUGCUGUCAGGGUGGCUCAUGUGUCCUAUUUUCAAAUAGAGGACUGUCCAUCCCAAGUCUGAGUUAAAAAUAAGAAGCCACCAAAAAGAGAUGGUUAUGGGAGCUCAUCCAGAGUCAAAGGUCUGAGCCAGCCCAAAAGCCACGUUUUGUCUUCCCCACUGUGCUGAGAUGUGUUGCAUUUCUGUUUAAAUUACAGCAAUUAUUUCUAAAUUUGACUCUAUACAAAUAAAUCACCAUGUGCACAUUUUAUGCAAAUCCAUGCCCUCUUUUCUUUUGAUGCGACACAUCCUUUUUUGGGGAGGAUGCAGAACUAGUCCUCCUACCUUGACCCCCAGUAACUAGUGAGGCCUGGUGCCUCUGAUCCUGCUGGUAGGAAAUAGUUGCCAAAGCUAUUGCCAUUGAUAAACCUGCCCACCAUGAAUUUCUCUCACCCACUUUUAAAGCCACCUAAGUUCAUUUUUGUUAUUAGAAGGAGCAUGCAGGGAAGUGGGGGCUGAACCUCUCAACCUUCCCUCUCUAUGCCAGUCAUUGGCGCAUGGAGAGGGAAGGGUUCUGCUAACUUCCUGCUAUGUACCCAUGCUGUGGUAUGACAUAACCCAGACCCCCUUUUCAACAUGGCCAGAUGUGUCAAUAAACAAACAUGACUUUAGGGCCAGCUGGGUGAGGCAACUGCCUCAGGUGGCAGUUGCUGCAAGGGCAGCAGUGGGCUCCCCCUGGCCAUUCCCCUGUGUGUGCCACAUGACCUGCCCUGGAGCCACGCUCCCGCAAACUAGCCUGCUGCCCUCACUCACGUGUGAGGGGAAAUGUUAUUCUUCAACUACCAGUCUGGUUGUCUUCUGUACACAGAACCAGGGGGAAGUGCCAUCUUGGUCCUUUGCCUCAAACAGCGAAACCCUGCCCUGUCUUGCCUACCCCUAUGUGAGUGAGCUCAGCAUUCCUGCCCAGGCUGCUUUGAAACGAUGUUUCUGAAGUACCCCCAGAGGCAGUAACACCCCCUUUCUUUCUGCCCACAGAAGAGACAAGCCCUUUUUCUGAGUCUCCAGUCCCCGAGGCAGAGGGCAGCAAGGAGAUUGUGACUGUGACAGAAAAGAUGGAAGAGCUGCGGCUGCCCAAAGCGGAGCGUGAGGUGGCGAAGGAAUCCAGAGGGGCCAUUUAUUCCGUGCCCCUUUUGCAGGACAACCUUGAGGCUCAGCAGCAAAAGCCCAGCAGUGCCCCUGAAGAGACAGCCCCACAAGGGCCUAAGGCAGGCCCAGGUAGCUGUGCUUUCAGUCCAGGACAGAGAGAUGAGGAAGGGGGAAAAGAAAGAGAUGGAGGUUGCCCAGGGAGACACAGGCAUGGUAGGUGAAGAGAAGAAAGGUCUGAGGAUCAUAAAGGGUUGAGCAGCUGUGAUUCCUGCAUUGCAGAGGGUUCGACUAGAUAACCCUUUGGGUAAGAAGGAAACUUCUCUGGAAAAAGGUUCAGAAAAGGGCAACUAAAAUGGAGUGACUCCCCUAUGAGGAGAGGUUGCAGUGUUUUGAUUUGUUAGUUAGAGAAAAGGUGAGUUAUAGGUGAUAUACUAAUAGAAGUUUAUAAAAUUGUGCAAAUGGAGUUUGCUCCUGCCGGAUGCAGUGAUGGCCACCAACUUGGAUGGCCAUCAGAUUAGACAAAUUCAUUUGGGAUAGUGGCUACUAGCCAUGUUCGCUAUGCUCUGCCUCCACAGUUUGGAGGCAGUAAUGCUUCUGGAUACCAGUUACUGGAAGCCACAAGAGGGGAGAGGGAGUGCUCUUGUGCUCUGAUCCCACUUGUGGGUUUCCCACAGGCAUCUGAUUGGCCACUGUGAGAACAGGAUGCUGGACUAAAUGGGCCAUUGGCCUGAUCUAGGAGGCUCUUCUUACAUUCAAAACUGAAAGGUCAGUCCUUUUAAUCCCCUACUAGGAAUGGGCUGUAAGAUUGUGGGCUAUGCCCACUGGGUUUCAUGCAUGUAGACCCUGUACAAACACAAUGCUCACAUCUGGACAACUGGGGCUACCACUGAGAAGGGUGUGAUAUUGAUCCAGAGAGCUGAGGAUUGCCUGUGGUGAGAAACAAAACAAAUAAAAUUAAAGUUCUAUAAAUAAAUGGGACAAUUUUGCUCAUAAAACCCCUGAAUUCUUCAGACUGCAUAAAUUAUGCAAAAAUAAACAAAAAAUGAUUCUGAGCUGCAUAAUCCAUCCUACAUCAUCUGGACAGAAACAAAAGCAUGGGUGCUAACACAAGUUAGGGGGAGAAAAAGAGAGAGAGAGAGAGAGAUUUGCACCCCAUAAAACUCAGCCCUUGAAGAGCUGCUGCUCACUGCUAGAGCACCUGCUUUGUAUGCACAAGGUCCCAUUUUCAAUCCAUGGCAUUUCCAGGUCGGGCUGGAAAUGCUUGAAACCCUUAUGGUCUGCUGCCAAUCAGGGCAGAGGCCUUCAAGGGAGUUGCUCUUAGUGGUGCCCCAUGGCAUGGAUGCACAGCUCAGAUGCACAUUCAGUAUUGUGAGCCCAGUUUUGUGGAACUUCUUCUUGUUGCAGUCAGACAGGCCCUGUUGAACUUCUGGCCCUGACUGAAGACCUUAUUAUUCUAUCAAGCUUUUCAGCUGAACUCUGACUUUAUAGUUUGAAUUCAUUUUUAGUCUUACUCUAUUGAGAUGACUGUAAUUAAGCAGCAUACAAAUUAUUAAAACAAAUAAUAAAUAAAAAUAAGUGUACUGUAUCAGAUACAGAGACCCCUGUUUUGCGCCUUCCUAUCAAAGUUCCUUUUAAAUGGAGAUUCCAGGAAAAUGAAUUUCACGAUUCAUUCCAUAGUCAGUGAGUAAAUGUGUAUUGUACACCAGUACCUGACACCCAGUAUUUGUUACUUUUUUGCCAGUAUUUGGCAUGAAUUGGCAGUUAACUACCUGACAGCGCUGGGUAGCUAAUGCGGUGCAGUAUUUUGCAUUUGGCAGUUUCUGGCAAAUCCAAGACAUUUAUGUUGUGCUCAUCCAUUCAAUUCAGAAUCCAAAUUUUGCAAUUGGUAAUGGUGUCUCUCCUGUCUGCCCCCCCAAUCUUAUUUGAGUGCUCAUUUAAAAAAAAAAAAAAAAAAGCCCACACAAACAGAGGAGGUAAACUCUCCCACACAUGCAAAUGUGAAUACAGCAUUAACCAUGAAAUGGGAGACACUUGCUGAAUCUCACCAUUGAUUAGGCCAGGGGUUGAUUAGGCCAGGGGUGAUCCAGAUAUUGUUGACUACAACCCCCAUAAUUUGUAGUCUGCUGGCGCAGCUCACUGCUGGAAGUUAGAAUCCAACCACAACUGGAGAGUCAAGGGUUGCCUAACCCUAGAAUAGAUCUGCAAGUGCUUCCUGGGUUUAGUUUAUUUAUUUCUUUAUUGCAUUUUAAUAACAACAGACAGAAAGAGAAAUUAUCUUAAAUAUGUUAAGCUGUCAGCAGUUUCCAAUAAAGGAUAUAGCUAAGCAUGUGAAUUACUGAGUCAAUAAUGAAACAUACCAAGAGAGAAAGGAUGUGGUCCACAAUUACCAUUGGUUCCAUGGUCUAAAGCAAAACAAUUAAAAUGUGUCAUUUCAGAAAAGAUUUAAAAGAGACCUUUAACUGUACUAAAUCCCAGUGUUUGCAUAGAAGUUUGGACCUGAUACUGUGCUUGUAUAUGAAAGAAAAUUAGACCAAAUGGCAAGGAAGGAAUCUUGAGUACUUGGGCCCUUGAACACUUAGCUUUUUCAAGAAGAGCAAUUUGCCAAGUCUUGGAAUAUCAAUAGUCUGGAUAAUUAAGAUCAAAAGUCUUCCAAAACUUGGCAGUUGUGUUCCAGGCCACUGUCAAAAGAUGCAAGGUCAGUUUCUCGUUAUUCAGAUCUUGAUCCAAAUCUACAAACCAAUUGUCUUUCUAAGUGCAGUGUCUAAGGACAAUUCCCACCUUUGGGAAGAUUUCAUUUCCUUCCUUUCAAUUUUGCAGAGGAAGAGACAGAAGAAGCCCAGAGCACUGAGGAAGAUGAGAUGUUUGAUCUAGGCCAUCCGGUAGAAGAGGAAUCUGAUGAAGAACAAAACCUGCCCGGGCCUUCAGAAGCAGCUCCAGAGGAGUUUGAGUCCACAGCAGAAGAUGAGGUGGAAAGCACCACUCAGGCAUGGUCCCAAACCUCCCCAGACCUCAGCACAUCAGAGGAUGAGGAUGAACCCCAUGGCUUUCAUGGCCCUGCAGGUUCUGCCCUAGCACCCUCUCAAGAGCAUGGAGGAGAAGGCACCACUGAAGCUGACUCUUCUGACAGCCUCUCCACUGGCGGAGGAAGCCAAGCAGCAAGUGACUCUGAAGAGCUGCAUAAAGACCCAUCGUCAUCACCCUCCACCUCAGAGAUUGCAGCUGAAAGGAAGGUUGUCCCUCUAGAGCAGGUGGCUCAAAAUAUCAGCUACAGUGAUCCUGAAAAAGCUGGCAUUGUUCCUCAUCGGCCUGAGCACUCGGGGCUGCCUGAAAACUCCUCUGCAGCUGCUGAGCAGACCCACAUGCAUGUAGCCCUGCAAAGUGGGCUUGUUCCUGGAUUCACAAGCACCCACGUCCCUGGUCAUCCUGGCGACUCAGUCGAUGCAGAGUUUUCAGGAGCUGUGCCUCCGGGAACAGCUGCAACUGUGGAGAGGACAGCAGUGUGGAAGAGGGUGGUCCCAGAAUCCUCAAGCACCACAGCUGCCAGCCUGUCUGAAGAGAGCGAGGAGCAUUCUGGGUCUGCCUGGAUUUCACCUGCCGUUGCCACGGGGUUUGCAACUUCCAGUCCCAAAGAGGCUGUGGUUGACUCAGGACAUGCAGUUAGCACCCAGCUUCCUGGGGAGGAGCAUGAGACUGAGGAGGCCACUGAGAGCACCACGCCAGACCUGUCAGCAGAAGAAUCGGAUGAAGAAAGGGAAACCACCAUGGCUGGCCCAGUGCCAACUGGAGGUGGCGAAGAGCACGAUGGGGAGAAAGAAGAUGCCCCCUCACUUGCCGAGGUCAUCUCUGGAGACAUAUCAGGCUCACCAUUCAUGAGCCCUCUGUUCACAGAGCCCUCCUUGACCACUGCCCACCCUCUGCCUGUCCUGCCCACAGAAAGUGCCAGCCUUGGAUCAGGUGGGAACAUUUCAGGUAACCCUUUUGCCUGCACUGCCUUGGUGCUCUUGGCCACUAUUUUGGCUGACCCUUCCCACUAAAACCCUAAUGAUGUUCCCCCCAAAGCCACGCUUUUCUCUUUGUAUAUGUCUCUCCCCCCCCCCCACUUCUCCUCCCCCCCCCCCCACAUCACCUGGAUUGGGAAAGGUAUAAAGACCCAGAGAAGCACAUGUUUUGUCAAACAAACAAACAAAAUAGUCUUAGAGAGUGCAUGCUCUUUAAAUCUCUCCUACUUCUAUGAAGUGUUUUAAUGACUAUUUCCAUGAAAAACAAGCCGGGAAUGAGGACAGCACUGGUCAUAACAAGGAGACUAAUAAAAAAAGAGAGAAAAAAAUUAAAAACUUUCUAGAAGAAGGCCAUCUGGCUGGAUGUAUGUACCCUGCUGUGUGUGUCUUGUGUUUUUUCCCUUCACAUUGCUCCUCUGCUUAUUUGUUUCCUUCCACACUAAUGAAUUAAUAUCCCUAAUGUUACUUAAACCCUUGUUCAACACUGAUCUUAGAGCCAUAUUCUCAUGAGUGAUGAUUACAAAUAUUAGGUGUGUGUGUGUGUGUGAGAGAGAGAGAGAGAGAGAGAGAGAGAGAAUAUAGGAAGCUGUCUCAUAUUGAUUCAGGUCAUUGGUCAAUCUACCUCAAUAUUGUCUGCAUACACACUAUACCUUCAAAGCACAUCCUUUCUCUCAAAGAAUUCUGGGCAUUGUGGUCUAUGGAAGCAAGCUAGAGAUAAGAGGCAUCCAUCUCACCCUGCCAGGAGUGGCCCAAGCCAUUUUGCUGCUUGAAGCAAAGGACAAGAUGGUGCAUUCCCCAUCCUGUGCACAAAAUCUGAGUAAACUAAUGGUUGAAUCUUACUUCAGCGCUGGUGAUGGAGCAGAGUUCUCCACCACAUCCUUAAGGCAGCAAACUAGCUUAGGGGCUGCAGGGCAGACCACAUGGCACACAUUUUUAGCCACUGUUCACACCUCAGAAUUUGCUGCCUGAGGCACUUGCCUCACUCUCCCUCGUGGAAGGAUUGGUCUUGCACCCUGCCUACUUGGGUCAUGUGACAUGCCUGUGGCCUUCUUUUAUCCUCACAACAGCCUUAGGAGGUUGUUUAGGUUAAAGUAAUGGCAACUUGCCCAAGGCCACCUUAGCAUGCUUUGUGGCUAAGCAAAAAUUUGGAAGCAUGUUGGCCUAUCUAAGUCCAAUACUGGAGCUGUGGGUGUGGGUGUGUGGGUGUGUGCUUGUGUGUCUAUAGUUGGCAUAGAAGGAUUUUUUAAAGAUAGUGCUGGGCAUAAUCUGGGCUUUCUAAGGGAAGGGACAGCAAACUAUGAGCCCUCACAGAAGGAUAUUGUGGGGAAAUUCAGUGUCUGAAUAAUGGGAAUGGUGGAACAAAUAAUUUUGCUUUCUUUUCUAUGAUAAUAGCCAAUAAAUCUCCAAGGUUACUUUCAGAUAUCCAUUUACUGCACAUUCAUUCUGAUUUGUUGGCGGGGAGGUUAUAUGAUGCCACGCCAAGCAAUUGUUAUCUCACACAUUUCAUUGCAUUUCUUUGUCACUUUCCUUACUGCAAAAAGUCCAGUACAAAUAUUUAUAUAUUAGAGUGACAAAUGCACUUUAAUUGUGCCACCUGAAUUUGCUGGUAUGUUACUGAAUCCCACUUACAAAAUAGCAAUGGUCUGGGAGAGCCCAAGUCUGUGUUUCUCUAGCCUCCAGCUCAGGUGAUGAAGAGAAAAUAUGUAGUCAUGUGCUCUGCUUUAUAGAGGGCUUGUAUGCUCAGCUCUCUGAACAUGGUGAAAACUUAGAAAGUCCUCCUUGAAACAGCUGGUGCAGAGAGUUUAAUCAUCAUCAGAAUUGUCAUCAGGAGGCCCUAGCACCAGAUCUUUUGCACGGUCCCCCAGUCUUCUUCCCACCUUAUCUAUUUAUCUAAUUUACUUAUUUUUUGUAUUAAACUUAAUAAAAAAUGUUUCUAAAACUGUAACAUAUAUAUAUAAAUUGCAGGAAUAAACUGAAUGCAUACACAGUCACACACAUUUAUUCCCGUCUUAGCUUCUUGCUACACACACACACAUGCUAAAAAGUAAAAUUGUCAAUUUUUAUUAAUCAAAUCUUUAUUGCAAGGGUUAAUGAGAAGUAUUAAAGCAGAAGAAUAAGAGGCAGACGGAACACAUUAUCCAGAUGUGUAUAGUGGGAUAAAAUAAAUAGAAGAGUAGCAUAGAGUAAAAUAAAAUGGACACCAACAUUUUAAAAGUUACACCAAGUCACAAACUCCAAAGAGGAAAAUUACAACACGUCGGGGGUCAUUUCUUGGUGAGUUUUGCUUGCAGCAACACACAGAGUGGCAGGUGCCUUAAGAAACUACACUGCCCAGCAUUCUUUGUGGGAAGCCAUGACUGUUUAAUGAUGCUUUAAAUGUAUCAUAUGGCUGCAGCAAGAUGGAGGCAAAGGGUGAUGGGCCACAAAGGGGCAAACCAUCUGGUCUGGAGUUGCUGGGCAAUAAGUUGUGAACCACCCUGAGAUCUACAGAUGAAAGGCAGUAUACAAAAUUAAUUAAUGAAUGAAUUGAUAAUAAAUAAGUUCUACACUACCAAUAUUAACUGUUUCAGUGUAAGAAGAGUCUGGCUGUGGGACCAUCCAGCCUAGCAUUCUACUUUCUGCAGUGACCAAGCAGAUACCUCCAGGAAAUCCACAGCAGAACAGUAGAGCCACACUCUGCCCCCAUUGUUUGCCCCCAGCAAAGUGGCAUUCUGAGGUAGACCACCUCUGGACAUGCAGGUUCCUGUUGAAGACAUUGAAGAAUCUAUCCUCCUAGAACCAAGGGACUUCAGUGUAUCUGAAUGUUGACAGGAAAGGCGUCAUGAUAGAAGCUUAUGAAAUUAUAAACGGCAUGGAGAAAGUGGAUGGAGACAUACUUGUCUCCCUCUCCCAUAACACUAGAAUUUAAGGAUAUCCAGCGAAGCUGAAUAUUGGAAGAUACAGGACAAACAAAAGAAAGGACUUAUUCACAGAGCUGUGAUGCUCAUGUAGUUCAACUAGAUGGCUCAAUGGCCUGAUCCAGCAAACUCUCCUUAUGGUCAUCUGCCCCACCUUCUCCUUGCUGAAAUAGGCUUUACCUACUUUAUUAAUAUAAAGGUGAUUUAAAUAAAAGAUAAUGCAGCCUGUCAAGUAAACCAUAGAGCCUUACAUGUGUUGGUUGAGAGAACACCAGUAGAGAAUUAAAACCACAAAAUAUGCAGCCAAUUAAAACAUGGAAAUAUAGGCUGCUGGACCUUUAAAAUACGUCAUUCUAAGUUCCGUCCAAAGUUUUCCACUUCCCCCAGCACAGAAAAAGACCACAUGUCUGGUAAGGUAAAAAUGGUUUACUUACAAACUCUUCAAAAAUCAGGUUCAUGUGCUUUUCCAUACAGCAGUCAAAAAACAUAGGCAGUAAAACUUAUGUUAGUUCCAAAGUGGUGGAAGUUCCUAAAUUAUUUGUAUAAGAACACAAGGGUGGCUGUGUGUGCGUGCUUAAGUCAUGUGGUCUGAGCUUGGAGCAACCAGCUCAGACCUUUUUAUAGACUGGAGUGCACAUGUUAGACUGAGGCAAACAAUAUACCUGGCUUCCUUCCUCCCAUGGUGAGAGGAGUGACCUAGCUACAUGUGGCAGGUCUCUGGCGUAAUACUCUCUGGCAUUAACCCCUUUGUGCAUUAAUUACACUUAAGCAUUUUGGUUAUAUGUGGCUGGUUAUCCUACAGUAUUUUAGCACCAAAGUCUGGAACUUGGCCCUGUAGGAGAUUAGCAACCAGAAUGGCUUGAAAUGACACUUCUAUUGCAGCAAAUAGAAAGCCUUUUUCAAGCCUAAUUCAGUGGGGGAUGGAGGAUUGGGGGGGGGUCACAACUGAAUAUGUAAAGGUUAAGCCUCCCCUCCCUACCUGUGACCCCACCCCCCAUUGUUCAUCAAUUGUUGCAAUUAAGCUUCAAAAAAAGCUUUUAUUGGAGGUUUAAAAGCCAAAUUAUUGCAGGAGUGUGUGCGGUUUUUUUUCUGGAGAUAGCAGCAGUGUAGGGGAAAAGGUUAACUCUUGCCUCCCCAGCUAGGCCUCUUCAGAAGAUCAUUCCACCGUGAUUAAACAUGGGGGCAGGGGGAAACAAAAACACUAUUUUCAAGCCUUAUUGCUGGGAUAGCAUACUCUUCAACAUUUCUCUGAUGAAAAUAGCGGCAUCCUAUUCCCUACCUUCCAACAUUUCUCCCAUGAAAAUAGGGACAUCCUAGUGUGAUGUGGGGAAGCUUGAUGGGCUUUAAAUGUAUGGUGUGGGUCUGUUUUGAGUGUGUGUGGUUUGCACAUGGUUGCAAUGUUGUACCUGCAGCGGUUUGCCAAGGCCCCUCCUCUAAGUGGGCAUGGCUCUGCCCAGCAAGUGAAGUUCCUGCCUUCAUUGACUGGAGCAUCCUCUUCCUGGCCAUUUGCUUCCAGGUGACUGUAUCCCAAACCCCUGUAGGAAUGGAGGGACCUGCACUGAAGAAGGGGACCUCACAGGGUGCCUUUGCCUACCAGGCUACGGAGGAGAUGCUUGUGAGAUCGGUGAGUAGAACAACUGAGUCUGCUGCAAGGUAUAUGUUUGAACCCACACAGUGCCCACCAACCACUUGUCUAUGGACGCUCCCAAGAGGUUUGAGAUCUUUGACUGGAGUUAUGUGCCCGCCAUGAAUAUGUGUUCCUGCCUUAUGCUCACAAGAAGUUAACACACUGGAGGAAUAAAGGAAGAUGUGUUCAUUACAUGAAAUAAAAGUCACUGAGUAUACGGGUGCUGUUUCAAACAGCAAGGUUACCAAUAAUAAUCAGACAGUAAAUCAUACAGCAUGUAUCAUACAGCAUUGUUCUCUAUCUUAAAGAUUUAAACAGUCCUGACUAUCCCAAAAGCCUAGAGCAGUGGUUCCAAAGCUCCCCACCCCUCGGUUCCAUAAACCCAUCCCUGGUACCCUCAACCUCCCUAUUAUACAGAAUAGCAGUCUGCAUGUUCCCCUAAGGAAGAUAGUAACUCAAUAGAAUUCAGAACAGUAACCAUUAAUUGCACAUUGAUUCAAAAUCCAUUUAAAGCUAUUUCGUUUAAUUAAUUCAACAAAACAGAAGGACUUGAUCCAAUGAUACCAGCUUUUCAAAGUGAUUUAUACCCCCAGCAUCCCCCUGCCACCCCUUUGCCUCUUAGCAUGACCCCUACACAGUACCACCCCCCUCCAGAGGAUGGUACCACUCGCUGGCCUAGAAUGUGAGCAUGACAAUUUGCCACAGCACCCACACUAAAAGCAAAGUGAGAAAGGGAAGGAGAAUAGUAUAUCUGUCUUCAAGGAAACAGUACCUAAGCCAGGAAUCAAGAGGUCUGUGCCUUUUAUUUGAGAGUCAUGCUCUUCCUGUCAAUAGCCUUCACUGGCAAGGCUACAGCAUCUCUCUCACCCAUUCCAGGGAAGUUGAUAUUUGAGAUCAUUGAGGAACAAGAGAGGGGGACCCCCUGGAACUUUCAGCUGCCCAACGUUAAAAAAUCUGGACUUUAGGUUUUAUUUUGGGCCAUUGUUAUGUUAUGAAGGAGGGAGUGUUUUUCUUAUAAGUGAGUGUCAUAACACCUUUAUUCCAUUGCUUAUUUCCUGCGAAUUCCUGUAUAUUUAUAUUUAAUAUGAGAAUGUGCAGAUCUAAUGGAACAUUUCACACAUAGUGUAGCUAAGCUGCCUUUAAUCAGGCGACCUUUUUAUUGCAAAGUAGGCUAGUUGAUAUUGCCUGUCUAACAAGCAUUUUUGUCUCUCUCCUUUCUUUCUGCCAAGACCUGGAAAAAUGCCGGCCUGGCUGGGACAGCUUCCAAGGGUUCUGUUACAAGCACUUCUCCACCCGGAGAAGCUGGGAGGAUGCUGAGACCCAGUGCAGGAAGCUCGGAGGGCACCUGGCUAAUAUCAUGACACCGGAAGAGCAGAACUUCAUCAACAGUAUGCCCGCCAGGGGUUUCAGUAACAUGGGCUUAGUUAAUGUGGCAGUAAUCCAGCAGUACAAAAAUGUGUAUAUUAGGGGAAAGUGUGCAUUCAAAUUCAUCAGCUAGUGAAAAUAACCCUCAAAAAUGCAUUUUAUUAGGCAAAACUGUGUACAGUGAAGUAUAUGCACUAAAAUGCACAACAAUUUUUCAUGAAGACUUAAACAAAAUUAAACAAUAUAAAGAAAAUGAAAAAGAUUACAGUGGUGUAGCACAGUGCAAUACAGAAUGAAUUCUUAAAAAUUGCGGAUUGGUGGGGAAACUGAAUUUUAUUAAACGAAAUUUUAUUAAACAAAAAACAAACAAACCUAAGAAAUGGAGAGAAACCAGAAUUGACAUUUUUGCCCUCCCCAUGCCAUCUCUAACAACUUCUUUCAAAGAGAGAGUUUCUAUAAUUUCAAAUCCAAACUCAGGAAAGUAUCUCUUCCCCAUGAAGCCUCAAGGACACUGCAGCCCACCCUGGAACGUUAUCCUAGGCUGCCACCUAGAGUCAUCUGAUGGCACAGCAGGGCUGUUGUUAACGACUUCAAGUAGUUUCCUAAUUGCCGUGUCUCUGUGCCUCAUUCUUCUUCAUCCAUCCUCAAAUCUUGUUGGCUUCUAGAUAGGUACAAGGAGUAUCAGUGGAUCGGCCUGAAUGACCGGACAAUUGAAGGCGACUUCCAGUGGUCAGAGGGGAGUCCUCUGGUAAGUGAUGUUUGCAAAAAAAAAUACUGUAUUAUGCAUGCUUUAAAAUAAAUAAAUAAAAACAAAGGCUUCUGUUACAUGCAGAUCAGUGCCUAAUUAUUCUGAGAAAGGUGGGUUGUAGGAACAGCAUAGGAAAUUGCCUUAGACCAGACUAUCAAGCUCAGUAUUGCCUGCACGGACUGGCAGUACCUUUCCAGGAUCCCAAUCCUACCUGGACAUGCUAUCGGAGAUUAAACUUGGCACCUUUUUGGAAGAUGCCACUGGCCUGGAACAGGGACACUGUUCACGCUUGCUGUCAUUUAGUGACUCUCUCUCUCUUUCUCUCUUGGGUAGCUUUAUGAGAACUGGCAUCCUGGGCAGCCCGACAGCUAUUUCCUGUCUGGAGAGAACUGUGUCGUGAUUGUUUGGCAUGACGAAGGGAAGUGGAGCGACGUGCCUUGUAACUACCACCUGUCCUAUACCUGCAAAAUGGGGCUGGGUAAGCCUUGAGCUCUGGGCCUUCCCAGCUGUGGCCUUUGACUCAGAAUUGUCGCUCUAGUCCAAGACCAAAGGCCCACCGAGACUUGUGACGUUUGUCGUUCAUGUUUUUGAACUUCAAAAGGGAGAAACAAUAUAUACAUUGUUGCAGAUAAUAGUCCCCAACAGGCAGCAGUUUUCAAAAUGUUAUCAUCUGACCCCUGGGCAGGGAGCAGAAGUAAGUGCCAGCUGUGUUGCACAAGCAAUGAUCUGUAUUAUACAGCUUGCAGAGAUGGCUGCCAUUUUUGAUCAGGUAUCAUGAUUGCAAUUAAGUAAGUUUGCAAAUAAAAAAUUUAAAAAAAUAGCAUGCAUGCAGUGCUCAGAGCUGUGAUGAAAAAAAAGGCACUUCUGCUUUUGUGGGUAGGUGUCCUAAAUAAGGAUGUGGGUGACACUGUGGGUUAAACCACACAGCCUAGGACUUGCUGAUCAGAAGGUCGGCAGUUCGAAUCCCCGUGACAGGGUGAGCUCCUGUUGCUCGGUCCCUGCUCCUGUCAACCUAGCAGCUCGAAAGCACGUCAAAGUGCAAGUAGAUAAAUAGGUACCGCUCCAGUGGGAAGGUAAACGGCAUUUCCGUGCGCUGCUCUGGUUCUCCAGAAGCGGCUUAGUCAUGCUGGCCACAUGACCCGGAAGCUGUACGCCGGCUCCCUCGGCCAAUAAAGCGAGAUGAGCGCUGCAACCCCAGAGUCGGCCACGACUGGACCUAAUGGUCAGGGGUCCCUUUAUCUUUUUAUCCUAAAUAUGUGGUGCCAGUUUGUGUGAAGGUGAAAAUAUCUCAGAAACAGGCAGUAUUAGUUCUUUUAAAACCAGGUUGAAAUAUUCCUCCUGCUGACAUUUUCUAAAUAUAUGUGCAUAAGUAACUCACUUUUGGAUUCGAUAAUAUUUGACGAUAACUUUGACAAAAGCAUUUUGGACAUGCUGAUGGAGGUUAAGGCCAUCAGUGUCUAUUAGUCAUAAUGCUUAAAUUGAACCUCCCUGUUCAGAGGCUGCAUACCUGGGUGCAAACAGGUAGGGGAUGACUACCACCACUGUGGAAACCUAAGCAUCUUUUGAAAGUGAUAAAAGAAAAGAACUAACACCUUGCCUCAUGGGCAGGUCAGCCCUGCCAGACACUAAUGAAAAAGGGUGUGUUGCUGUGACAUUAAUUGCAAGCUGAAUCCAACCUUUGGACAAGUCCAGGCUCAGUUUUUUUAUUAGCCUGGAAGUUCUGAACUGGGGAAGUUUGUCUUCGAAACUCCCUCAUUUUGAGUGAUUCUAAUGUUUGCCAACCUAUUGGGAUAGCACAUGCUAUUGUGUCCCAGGCACCAGAAAAUUUGGUGGCAUUGGCAUGAAAGGCAAGCUGAAUCUGAGUUUCUUUUUUAUUUUAUUUAUAGAAUUUCCAAAUUUACAAUUAAUCUGACAUUUUCCAAUGUACAUUCACAUAGUAUUUGACUUCCCCUCCACCCUUCCAUGGUCCCCUCUGAUUAUCUAUUGCUGCUGCAUAUUAUUAUUAAUCUAUACCUUCUUUCCUCCACCUUAUUCUCAGUAUAGCUUUUACUGCUUUACUUACUCCAAACCUCCUAGUGUUUUAGCAUGUUUACAAUAGUUUUUUAAGUAAUCUACAAACAUUAUCCAAUCCUCCUUGAAGGCUGUCUCAUCUUGCCAUCUAAUCUGAAUCUGACUUUCUAACCAGGCUCAGCUUGCAAUUAGCCUGAAAGGUCCUAAUUGGAGAAGUUCAUACCCCAAACUCUUUCAUUUUGAGCAUAUCAUUUGUUCUAACCUUUGCUAAUUUGCUGGGGCAGUACAUGACUGAGAAUAUACUAGUAGAUGUUGACCCUGUUCACCUUCUCUCCAGUCUUUUGCGGCCAACCCCCAGAGGUGGCAGAUGCCCAAAUAUUUGGCAAACCAAAGCAGCGUUACGAAAUCAACUCUUUCAUCCGGUACUGGUGCCAAGAAGGGUUCACCCAGCGCCACUCCCCUGUCAUCAGGUGCCAGGAGAACGGCGAAUGGGAACAGCCGUCAUUCACCUGCAUCCCAAGUGAGUCAUUACAUGGAGAUGGCUAGAUCUCUAGCUGCUUUGGACUGUUUUGUGUUGUGGGAGGGGUUUAGGAUGGUGGAAGGAACUGAGCUAGGAACUCUCUUGCACGGGUCUCUGGCAGCUGGGUCAGUUACCUUAUUCUCUGUGAAACUGGGGCAGCUUUAUAGGGAGAGGGAACAGCCAGCCCAGCAUCUGCUGCUCUAUAGUGCCUCCACUGCAGGUGGCCAGCAGAGAUACUGUAGCCUUCAGCCUAGCAGAAUCCAGCAACCUGGGAGAACCAAUCAGCCCCUUUGCAACCAUUCAUAAGCACUGUGUGAUUUGUGCUUCCACACCCCACUUUUUUCAGGGAUUGAUCAACCCCAGGAAUGAAGAUUUACCUGUGACUGUCUAUCAUCCCAGAUUCACGAGCAAGUCAGGACUGAUUUUGCAUAAAUCAGCAUGAAAAACCAACAAGGAACAACAAUGGUGCCUUCCGUUUCCCUUAUUCUUUUAUUAUUAUUAUUGUUAUUAUAUGAGUGUAUAUAUAAAGAAAUUCUAAUAACUAAAUAUUUCCUUUUAAAGACACCCUCUUUCUCAGCGACAAUAUAAAAUAUAACUUUUUACUUUGUGCAAUGAGCAUUUUUCUCCCUCUUUCUCUCUCUGCCAAAACUGAACUAGCAUAACUGUCUCUCUCAUAAUGGGGUUCUAUAUACCAAGCUUUGGGGAGCAUGUCCUUCAUUUUUAUUUUGUCAUGUGAUUCCUGGCUUCUCCAGGUAGGGCUAGGAAAGACUCUUGCCUGAAACCCUGGAGACCUAGGCCCCAUCCACACCUCAGCUUAAUGUGGAAUAUGUGCCCCUUCCAUGUGUUCUCCCUCAUCUGUACAAUCUUCACCGGAAGCAGCUGUUUUCUCCAGGUUUCUCCCUGCUAAAUCCAGAGUUUCCCUGUCCUUGGGAAAUCCUGUUUCCUCCUAACUAUAUGUUAAAAGGUGAAAUAUUAGCCAGUCAUUCUGGAAUAUUAACUAGUCAUCUGUCACAAAGCAAAGACUGGCCCAAACUAGCUGAAUGACUGUAUCCAAACAAAAGUAUCAGCACGUGGGCUGUCCUUGCUAAGAACCAGGGUAGGGUGGGGUGGGUGGAAAGAAGGAUGCAAUAACAUAAGAAGAGCCUGCUGGAUCAGGCCAUUGGCCCAUCUCGUCCAGCAGCCUGUUCUCAACUGGCUAGCCAGAUGCCCCAAUGGGAAACCCAUAAGCAGGACCUAAGUACAAGAGCCCUCUCCCCUCCUGUGGAUGCCAGCAAUUGGUAUGUGAAAGCAUCACUGCCUCUGACCAUGGAGGCAGAGCAUAGCUAUCAUGGCUAGCAGCCAUGGAUACCCCUCUCCUCCAUAAAUAGGUCUUAUCCUCUUUUAAGGCCGUCACUACUUCCUGUGAGAGCAAGUUCCAUAGAUUAAUAAUGUGCUGCGUGAAUAAAUCAUUUGUUUUAUCUGUUCUGAAUCUUCCAACUUUCAGCUUCACUGGAUAGCCACAUGUUCUAGUGUUAUGAGAGAGAAAAACUUUUCUGUGUUCCCCCUUCCCAUGCUGUGCAUAAUUUUAUAAAUUUCUAUCAUGUC
Messenger RNA from Podarcis lilfordi (Lilford's wall lizard), 45108 nucleotides. NCBI's taxonomy places the organism in Eukaryota, Metazoa, Chordata, Lepidosauria, Squamata, Lacertidae. The record is from the annotation of a GenBank genome assembly.